CUACAGCACAGCAAAGCACCUCAGUGCUCAGUAACCUGACCAUCUGCAAUCCAGAGGAAUAGUCACUAACCAGACACAGGAAAAAGGUAAAAAUAAAUAAAUGAUAUAUAUAUAUAACACUUUAAUAUUAGCAGAACUAAUAGUGCUACAGCAUGUGAUCUGGGAGAGGAGGGUUUUAAUUAUCUGUGUGCAUUUGUUCCUUGCAUUAUAUUGUUGACAUUUUGCUUUCCAAGAAAAUAGAUCAGUAGAUGUUGAUACUCUGUUGUUUUACUGCUAAAUCUGAAUUUUUUUUCAUAAAUGCAUAUUUUACAUAUAUAUAAAGAGAGAAAAAAGUAAUUGUAAAUAGAUUCAAUUUCUUUAAGCUAUAAUUACACUAGUAUUAAAAACUAUUAAUUUUGAAAUAAAUUAUGUACACAUCUAAAAUAUAAGAACCCAAAUGUAUAUUGAUCAUUUUAGAGAUUUAUUUCAACAUUUCUUAUAUUUAUUGUUUCUAAAAUGUAUUACCAUGAAAGGUACAAUGAGGCUUCACUUGGUGCCAAUUAUGUCCUGGUGUUUGUACAUAUUUAUGUGUUAUAUUUACUUGACACGUGUUUGUGUGCCUGUAAGUGACUGGAGUGUUGAGUGCAUGUGUCUGUGUUUGUAUAGGUUUGUUCUUUCUAAACCUGUCUCCUUGUGUAUCUGUCUCUAUGUCCCACAAAUCAGUCUAGCUCCUUCUGUUUAUUCAGUGUGCCUGUUUAUUAAUUCUGUAAUAUAAGAAAUCAAAUUUACCCCAAACCUGUAUUCAGUUUACUCUGUUAAUCAGGUUCCAAAUGUGUGAAUGCUCAUAUGUCUGUGUAUAUUCUGUCUGUUUGUUCAUAUUUGUGUUUGUAGAUAUACAGAUUGCAGAGCACCCAUAUGUCUUUCAACAAAUGCCAUGAUUUUAUAUAUUUUUUAAAUAAUCUUUACAAAUAAUUGAAUAUAUUGAUACAUUUUUAUAUAUGAUAUAUUUUUGAUAUGUUAAUAUUUUUUUUUUUUUUAAAUAAACAACCUGUUUUAAAUGUUUAUCCAAAAAUAUUAAAUCAUUUGAAAAGCUUAUCCAAGAAUAUUAAAUCAGGGCCAAAGUAGUUUAUGCAUGCAUAUGGUUGGUAAAAUAAAAUACUCUAUUUCUGUUCUUUAAUGACCUUUAUGGAUGUGUAUGUUCGUGAUUGCGUAUCUGAGUGGAUGUGCAUAAUCUGUGGUAAUCUAUGGUUUUGUUCUACCCAUACACACUGUGUAAAAAAGAGGAAGACACUUAGGUCAUGGCAAGGACUGUUUAUUCAGCAAUAUUAGCAUUAAAUGACCACUUAUCAUAAGUAACAGUGAGAAGUUAUUGAACACAACUUUCAGUUAAAAUGAACAUUAUCCUUAUAAUUAAAUGAUAUGUUAUAAAAUGUACAGAAUGUCAGAAAUUAACGCAAUGAUGCAGUUUUCAUACUCUGUCUUAAAUAGCCUCCUGGCCCUGUAUGUAUAUGCUAGCCUAAUAAAUGGAAAAUCACAUUUUGCUUUUGACCUAUAGAAAUAAAAUAAAAAAAAUAUCUUAACUGCAAGCUGUCAAUCUGAUAUGUAAUUAAAAAAUUGCUUGAUUGCUGAUUGUAUCCAAAACAUUUAUCCCACACACAUUUCUAACCCUUUUUGAAUGCUUUAAACGUUACCUAUCGGGAUGGUGGAUCAAAAAAGGUAGCCCGUAAAUUUCACACUAGCACUUUUUUUCAGAAUUUUCUUAUAAUGAGAACAGGUGGUCUUUUUCAUAUUAGCACAGGUGGAUCUAGGAUCCCUGAUUAAUCAAUUUGAAAUGUUGGUGGGUACUAGAGAGCUGACAGUGAAAAACUAUUUAAGAUAAUGGACUCCAUGUGUGUUUGUGUGUUUAAGGUGUUAUCUCCUUUUCUCUCAUAUUUCAUGGAGAUCCUUCAUCCUCUGCACAGAGCUUCUGAUAAAUAGGUCAUCAUAAAUUCCUGCACUUUAUCCAGUCAAUAUGCUUAAACGUGUAAAAUUAAAUUUUUUUUUGACAAUUAUACCUUUUAAGUACAUAUCAGACAGGUUUCUAAUGUGCUGUCUCUACUAGCUCCACAACUCUCUCUGUUUUAUCAGGCACUCUAUUAUAUUAUAAUUUUAUAUUAUUCAAAAAGGAAAUUGCAAUAUUAUGCAUAUGGAAGAAGUGCCCACUUCAACUUUUUUACAGCUCUGUUAUUUUGUCCUCGAAUUUGCAAUUCCCUCGUUUUUCACAAAUCUAAAUGUAGUGAAUAAUUAUUAUCAAAUUGUUACUUUGCACACAGUACAAAUAAUGUAAUGUAAAAGUGACCUAAAUAUGGUGUUCUUUUACAUGUAUUGUCUGUACUCUCUGGCUGAUGUACGGGUAACUAUAUCUUAGGGAAUCAAAAUUUUCCUGCUUAUUGCUUGUCACUGCUUGUUGACCAGGUUUAAUCUCAAAAUUCCAAAUUUGGUCUGGAUUGGUAAAAUUGGGUUAAAAUAACCAAUUAUUAUUUAUUUUUUUUUACCAAAUUUGCCAUUUCAAUUUACUAAAGGCAAAUCUUAUUGAAAUGUGAUCAUUUUAAUUGAAUGAGCACUUUUGAGCUAGUACCAUCUGUGUUUGCUUUAAAAUAAGUAAUUCUUGCAAUACAGUAUUUGCAUGUUUAUUAACCCCUUAAGGACCAAACUUUUGGAAUAAAAGGGAAUCAUGACAUGUCAGACAUGCCAUGUGUCCUUAAGGGGUUAAAGACAAAAUGACAAAUUUGCUAAAUAAUUCCACCUGCAUUUUGAAUGCAAAUUUACAUUUGUAUGUAUAAAAAUGUGUCCACAUGCAGCAUAUAAUGAAAAGCGGGAAAGGGUUAAACCAUCUAAAAAGUUAACUAAAUAAUACUUAUUUAAUAUAUCGAAUGUAUUUAUAUAAUACUCUUAUAAUAAUAAAUACAUUAUAAAUGCACGGGGCAAGUCAUACCUCUCUAUUGCAUCAACACUUUCACUCUAGAACAGGGGUUCUCAAACUCUGGCCCCCCAGAUGUUGCUGAACUACAACUCCCAUGAUUCUCUGGCUAUCUGUGUAAUUCAAAGAAUCAUGGGAGUUGUAGUUCAGCAACAUCUGCGGGGCCAGAGUUUGAGGACCCCUGCUCUAGAAUUUAGCGGUCUAAAUGGUGCCAAAGGCAGAUUUUUGCAAUGUAUUAACUCGUGAACAAGGUGAGUUUGGUUGAACUGAGUUUAAAGGCAGAUAGUUACUAAUUCUAUUAAAUCUGAGUAUUAGGUUGUAAUACAGAAUUUUGUUCCAAAUUCAUCAAGGUAGAAAAAUGUCAGAGAGUGCUUCAAAUUGAUUUGGCUACAUUUUGCAAUUUACUUUUUAACUCGUCCCAUUUCACUGCUUACUGAAUUCAUCCCAAAGUGUUUUGGACUUGGAUCAGAUUCCUGAUAAAGUUCUUUUUUUCAGUAGCUUUUUCUGUCAUGCUUGAAAUAUUUAUUUCUUAUCUGCUUACUAUGUACCAGUCAUGUGCUUGUCCAUCCUAAUCUGCUAUGAGAUAUAAUUGAGCAGGCUAAGCCAAAACUCCAAAUGCAUACAUGGACAGCUGUGACUAUAUUGGGUGGGAUUUAUCAAAGUAAAACAGCAUCUAUCCUGUAGCAAAUACUAAAUGUUAGAAUUAAUUCUACUUAGUAAAUGCACCUUAUUAGUACUUUGCCACAGAAUAGCACUCAAUAUGAUUUGAUAAUCUCCGUAUAGUGGUUUCAAAUAUUCUUUUGUAUUCUACAAUUUUUUUCCCUAAAGUUCUAUUUCUGUUACUUUUACUAGCUCAUUUGGCAUUGGGAGUUAAAGACUGUUUACUAACCCUGUUAUUUUUGCCCAAAUAGUACAGAUUGUUAUAAACAAACGAAACAAAUGUUAUUAGUUUACACUACAGAUUUUUAUAAAUUAAUUUCAACCAAAAUAAAUCCAAAGUAUACAGUAUACAAAAAAAAAAAAAAAAUAGAAAAAACUAACAUAUUGCAUGGUGGAGAAUUAAAAACCAAUACUUAGGUUAAAGAGAGAAUUUUCUAAAUCUGUCUUUUUUACCUAACUUCUCCAAUCAUGUUUUCAAUUCAUUAAAAUUCUACAUUUAGUAAAAACAUAAGCCAUUUCAAUGGCUUAUUUCUCUGCCAUAUACUUAGGCAAAUUGUCAUUUGGGGAAAAUUCUUAAAAGAACACUAAAGACUCCCACACCACUUCAUCUCAAUGAAGUGGUCUAAAUGCAGGGGUCCCGCUAUAUUAAUAGAACAUAAUGUAGAACAUUGCAGUUUUGUAGCAGUUUUGACCGGACAUGCGUAUCUCAGAUGCAAUGCUUCUCCAUGAGAAGCAUUAUAUUGAAGUAGAACAUGAAAGAGGAGAGCGAACAUUUUUGCAGGUCCCGUGAGCAGCUGUAGCAGAGGAGUCUUGGAGCUGGAAACGAGAAAGUAAUCUUUAAUAAACUUUCAUUUUUAGCAGAAAUGGAGGGUGAACAUUCUGACAGCGAUAGAAGGGAACAUAUUGUCAUUUUAAGAACUACAGGUUUUCUUUCUUCUCACUUGCCUGUUGUAAGUAGCAAGCAGUGCACUUCAUUGCUGGCCUGAAAUGCAAGGGGAAAUAAACUCAAGAACUGAUUCAACAAAAUAUUAAUUCCUGUAGAUGAGUCUUGGCAAGUUGAUUUGUUUACAGCUUGAAUAGACAAGAAUAAGUGUACAAAUUAUUCCGUGCUUAGACAUAUCAGAGGAUAUUCUAAGAAAUGCAAAAAUUUAUGAUUCUCAAGAUUAGGGGAAAGAAUGAAUAGUCCUCAGUGUUUUACACUAAGGGCAUUAGAUGUGUGGGCUUCACUGCAGAGGAUAGUUCCUGUCAGAUAUUUUAGGUGGUGCCUGUGAGGUAUUAAUAAAUAUGGUGUGUGUGAGGUAUGAAUAAAUAAAUACAAAUAAUCCAAAACAGACUCUGUAGUUUGUUUCGUUUAGGAAAGGUUUUAUAAUUUUGUAAAUUAUAAAAGUCAUUUUUAGCGGGGGUGUUCCUGGAAUAGGUACUACAACCUACAUAAUGAUUAACUUAUCAUACACAGAAAGAGUUUUAAAAAAAGCCGGUUUGCUUAUAAAACACAGUUCAUCUGAAAGCCAUGGAGAUCUGAGGACCCUACAUUAAAUGCAUCAAUAGAUGUAUCAUGUACCACCAAGUCAACAUAACAGCUUUCUACUACCUUGUUGGAUUUAACACAUUGAAAUGUAGCUAAAAUAAGAGGAGUUAGGAUAAAGAUGGAAUAAUGGAAAUUAGUGAGCAGUUACAACAAAAUGUGGGAGCUGUAGAAGUAUGGAACAGAUAUAGAUAGAGGGAUAUAAUUUCUUAUUAGUAAUAGCUGCUUGAUCCAAGGAGACAUCUGACUGCUAUUUUGGGAUCAACUGGGUUUUUUUUGCCUUCUUUUGGAUCAACAGCAAAAACAUAUGUGAGGAAGGCUGAACUUGAUGGACACAAGUCUCUUUUCAGCUAUGUAACUAUGUAAUAUAGAUAGAUGGUAGAUGCACAGGGUAGACUUGGAAUAGACACAUUGCAGUCCUAACCGGGCAGGUGUAGAAUAAACUUCCUACUUUUAGAUAGGAACUUGACAGACUAGAUGGGUCACUUGGCUUUUGUGCAUAUUUAAAAUCAAUGUUUCUAUAAAUGUAGUUAAUUACUGUUUUUCAACAAUAAUUGUCAUAAAUGUUGCUAUAUGCAGGGAACAGGGGUGUUCUCUUAUGGGAUAGUUAAAAGGGUAGGAAUGCUUAUGUAUGGAACUUGGGACCAUUGUGAGGAGAUAACAUGAAGUUUAAGAGAAUGAAUCUAGUCAAAGUGGUCAUCUUAUUAAAAAUGUAUAUUUCUGCCAGGUUUUUCUCAACCGUAUGACAAUAUGUAUCAGACAUCAGUCAGGGCUCAUAAGAUGUGUGAUUUACUGCCAAAUUAAGAUGUUUGGGCAUGUUUUGUCAAUACAGUAAAAACAAGUUUGAAUGUCUAUGUAGCAAAAAGAAAAAUCUAAUUAACCUCUAGAGUUUAGAAAUAUUUUAUUUACAAGAAUUAUUGGAUAGAAAUUUUUGAAGGAGGGAGUUAUUGAUUUAUUUGCAACAUACGGAUGUUGGACAACAUGCUCUAUUAAUUACAAUCUAUGCACGUGCUAGGUCUCUCUCUGGAGUCCUUGGCUUCAAUUGAGUCAUAGGAAAAAUUGAUUACACAAAUGUCCGUCAAUACUAAUGAGUACAAACAUGUCUAUAAAAAUCUAUAUAUCUAGCUUACUGUCCAAAUUAUAUAUUGUUGCAAAGUUUCAAUUUCAUACAAAAUUCAACCUAGGGUGACACAAUAUUGAAAUUGUUUUGCACUUCUUCUUCCAAUAACACUGACAGCUAUAGAACAAUGACCAACAAAACAGAGUAUUGUAGAGUUAUGUAGUUUUAUACUGAGAACUGAGGACUGCAUCCUAAAGUGAUGGACAUUACAGUCUUCAAUAUGUAGAGUUGUGCAAAGUUUACUAUUCCUGAAGGGUUAUGGAAAUUACAUUUGGGGGUAACAGAGUUAGGCUUAGGUUUAUAGUUUUAGAAAUUAGGAUAAUGUGUUAAUGUUAGCAGCGAGGGUCAAGUUUAGUGUUGUUGGAGUUAAGUUUACAUCCACUCUAAAGUAAUUAGUCAUUUAAUAAAUAAUAUUUAAAGUAGCACUAUUCCUUUAAGUAGGUCUGUUGAAUGUGACUUGCAUGCAUGCUGUGUGGCAGUUGAGGGGAGAAUUUAAGGCAGAUAUAAGCCUUUUACCCAUUGGUAUUAAUAGCAAUGGCUGUACGGGCUGACAAACUUAAUGGUGGAAGCAUUGUCUUUUGUCAAGUUUUGUCAACCUCGUUACAUAUGGUCUUUAUAUUCUCUUAUGAUGUCUGUUAUUGGUUGUACUGAAAUUUCAAUAGAAUACCCAAAAGUAAAAGAGAACAUUUAAACACCCCCAAUAUCCACCAUCUGUAACCACAUCAUAUUUUUGCAUAUUUUUCUACGCACUUUAUCCUGCCCCCAACUCAAACCCACUUUCCCCCAAAUUAUUUUUGGGCCAUUAAAUUAAAAUAAAGGUUUGUCCCUAAAAAAUAAUUGAUACAGUUACCAUAUGCGUAGCGACAGAGCUGGUCUAGGUGGCUUUAUCAAUAUCAACAUAAAAAAAGGGUAUACACUUAUAACAGCAAGUGACUCACAAAUGCCUGACCUUAAAUUAAAUUAAAUAUUUUGCUUAUUUAAUUUCCUACUUUGGUAUUUGACAUCAGCCUUUUCCAGUGAUGUCUGGUUUCUAGCAAACCAUGUUUUUUUUAUUAACAGUAAUGCCGCCGUUCAAUAUCCUUCACCGAUUCUACCUUCUUGUUUCACAGAGACCGAAAGCAACAUUAUCAGCUCCAACAGUCCAGGGCAUGCCUGUUAUUUUUCAGGGUACUGAUUCAGAACUAAUGGACAUGGUGUCAUAGCAAAAUGAUUUAAUUACAUAUUUUGUAAAGGGCACCAGUUAUCUGUCAGAGAGACAGCAGUUUGCACACAUUCCAGAUUUUGGUAAUGUUUAUCAAAGAACUGGAGAGAAUGAUCUCUUACAUCUGUUAAAAAAAAUCUAGGUGAAAGUCAAGCCUUCUGGUGAAGUGUUGCUUAGGUUCAGCCCAGUAGAGAAAUGUCAGGUCUGACUGUGUCAGAUCACAAAAUGCAGAAAUAGGAAAAAGUUAAAAAGGUUAAUUACCGGUCCUAAGGAUGAUCCGGUUUAACAAAACACAGACACCUACUUAAAAAUGGUAAUAAAUCACUGGAGACAGAUGAAUGAAUCUCAUAAAGACAAGAAAACGAUAGGGAACGAGAAGAUACAGUAAAAUGUGAAACCAGCCAUAGGGUUAGAGUAGGAGGCAGAUUGAGCGUAAACAGGACAAGUUAGAGACAUGAAUACAGAAAUCAGGAUGUACAGUAUAAAAAGCAAAGACUUUGAUAUGUACUUUGGAACACUAGCAAAUGCUCUUAGUGAGGUUAAACCAUGAAACGGCAAUGAUGGGUAUUAAGCACAGGUUUAUGAAGGCCUCUCCCAGUUGAGACCAAUGUGUAACACCAGUUAUAUCCACCAGGUGUAGCUCACUCACAGGCAUAACUAAAACAAUAACAGGAGUGUGCCUUAAAGACGCCUUGAUAGAUGCCGUGAUGACUUUCACUAAGGAUGCAACCAUCACAUGAGCUGCUGCUGGGCCCUUACUAUCUUGGGGUUAGGCUGGUAAAGCAAAAAAUGCAGUAGGUAGCUAAGGGUCAAGCAGUAGAAAAAAGUCCAAGGUAACAAAUCCAAUAGUGGCAAUCCAAUAGGCGUAGUCAAACAGUCCAAGGUAAUGAAUACAGGCAGAAUGAUAAGUCAGGCCCAGUGUAAAGCACCAGAAAGACAAUACCAUUUACCUACAGUCACAUUUCAGGACCAAGCCUCAAAACAACUGAGCAAUGAUAACUCGGUUACUCUGAGAUUAAAUAGGGCACCAUUUACUAACAACACUCCUCCAUCGUGCCUCCUCAACUAUAGCAGGGAGUUGUCAUAGGAACCUGCAGGUCAGGUUUGCUACCUAACCACGGCCCCUGGUCCCAUGACACUGCUCAAGUCCACAUGUCAUCCAGGAGCAACUGGUUGUCCAAGAGAUGAGGCCACAUCCCCUGCAGGUCCCCCUCCACUGACAUAUCAGUGGAUUUGGAAGUUGUGCACAGACAACCUAGAGAUAAGACAUUGCACUUACAAAAAAGAAUUAAUAGAGUUACAUGUAAAAGGUUUUCUGGUUAUCAAUCACAAUUACAUACACGUCUUUGACCAUAUACCUAGAAACUGUAAACAUAUCAUGAAUGGAUCUGAGGUUUCUACACUUGAUUUGGGUAUAUUGAGUGGGAACAAAAUUAGGAUAAAGGCAGAAGCAGAGAGUAUGAGAGUCAUAUUAUUCUACUGUCCACUUCAGUACUGUAUUUCAAGUUUCAAGCCAGAUUAGGAGUAUGACUGUGAUUCUGUCACAAAAAGCUGAGGGUAUAAAAACUAAUAGCAAGUGGUGUUAAUAACAUGGAAUGUACCUAAAACACUAACAUCCAACUUACAUAGGUCAUAAAAGUCCAAUUCUUUGGUAGAUCUUUUUGUCAGUAGGUGUUCCUCAAAUGUGCAAUAUGGGGAGAGAAAAGAAGAAAUAGAUCAAUAGUGUAGCAUGUUAAAUAAUAGAAGUACAGUAGAAGAUAAAGAUUUUCCACUCACAUUUAAAACACCUUGCAAGCUCUAGUGAUAUCAACAUAUCAGGUUGCUGUUAUGGGCAUAACUUUCUCGGUGACUUUCACAAAAGUUUACAAGAAGCUCAGGGACAGCUAUGUGUAGCAAUUUAUUCCCUGCAUAGAGAAUUUAAAGGUAUGCAGAGCAAUAUAUGUAAAUUAAAGAAAAGUAACAUUCUGACAUAAAGAUUAAAAACAAGCUCAUAACCACUUGUAUGUGGUCCUAAUUCUGACACUGUGGAAGCCAUGUGCACUCGGUGUAUCUCUCCGGUCCAUUGGAAUGGUAUCCCUACUAGUAGUCUAUAUUCUCCUGCUCUAGGACAAAACACCUUCUCAUGUUCCUCCCACAAAUCAUAUUUUAGCAAAAUAUCAAACUGCUAUUAAAGAAACACAAAAUUUCUGCUGCUCUCUAUCAAACCAGGUGGACAGAAACACAGGGGAUCAUUUUCCUGGAGUCCUGCACUCACUCCGGUAGCUAACCACCACCAUGACUUCAAAAACCUAAUAUCUCUGGGUACCAAAUUUCUUCAACCCACAAGCCUCUGUCCUAAUAAAAUAUAUCACAGCAGUGGUGGAUCUGGAGGGGACAAUAGGGAAAUUACACCCCCCAAGAAAAUAGUGCAGCGCUGACGCAGAACUUAGGCAGGGACAGAAGGGCGAUAAGAGUCUGGCCAUUGCGCAAACUGGGCAUAUGGCGGUGUGCCACGAUGGCCAUGGGCCAAGGCCAACAGGGCAGGAAAGUGCAUGGGCUGGAAAGUGCAUGGGCUGGAAAGUGCAGAUCAAAAAUCUACUUUACCAGCCCUCUGGCUCUUCAAUCCGGGCAGGAGUGAGGAGAGGACCCAGGAGCUCUAACCUGCAGUUCCGCCGGGUUCCUCUCAAGAGCUCAGAGUGUUGCCGCAGUUACCAUAAAAACGCUCCGGAUUUCGCAAGAGAAGAGCUGCAGACUAGAGUUCACUCACUGCUAUGACCACCAGGACUUCACCACUGGACCUCCAGGGCUUACAAUGUCCCCCCUCCUAAGCAAUGGUAAGAAGGGAGUGGGGAUAUAGAGUUUACUUAUUUAAUUUUAAAAAAAUACAUAUUUUUAAAAUACAUAUAUAUAAUCAUAUGUUGAUUUUAAAUUAAUAUUUAUAUCUGCCUCCAUCUGCCCAACCCCCCUCCCUCGCGCACACACACACACACACACACACACACACACACACAAUACAGGCCUGUACUAGUCGCAACACAGUCACAAACGACACUCUUCAAAAACAUUGCACCUUUCACACAUACGUUGCACCACUCACACAUACAUUGCACCCCUCACACACACUGCAUUCUUCACACCUGCACUGCAUCCCUCACAUGUACACUGCACCCCUCACACACAUAUACUGCAUCUCUCAAACAUACAUACUGCACCUCUCACACACACUGCAUCACUCACACUGCAUCCCUCACACACACUACAUUACAGACACACACACACAACAUCCCUUUUACACACUACCCCAAUUACAUACACUACAUUCCUCUUAUAAACUCUCUGGAUCCUCUUCACACACACUAGAUCACCUAUACAGGGAUUAGUUUCUCAUUUUUUUGUUUUUUUCACAGCAAAUGUUCUUUUUUUUUAAAUACUUGAUGGAACAAUUAAUAUAGUUAAACAUGUAAUAAAUAAAUGGACCCAACCAGAAAAGCAUGACUAAUGAAAAAAAUUGUUAAUACAAAUUUAAAUUUAAAAAACAACAUAAGAAUAAAAAAAAUACACCAACUUUUAAAUAAAAAUAUAAGUAAAAAUUAAAAGAAAGAUUUGUAAUAAAAAUAAUAAUACAAAUUGGAAUAAAUAAGUAUCCACAGCAAGAGAAAUUGGACACCGCUAUGACCACCAGGACUUCACCACUGGACCUCCAGGGCUUACAAUGUCCCCCCUCCUAAGCACUGGUAAGAAGGGAGUGGGGAUAUAGAGUUUACUUAUUUAAUUUUAAAAAAAUACAUAUUUUUAAAAUACAUAUAUAUAAUCAUAUGUUGAUUUUAAAUUAAUAUUUAUAUCUGCCUCCAUCUGCCCAACCCCCCUCCCUCGCGCACACACACACACACACACACACACACAAUACAGGCCUGUACCAGUCGCAACACAGUCACAAACGACACUCUUCAAAAACAUUGCACCUUUCACACAUACGUUGCACCACUCACACAUACAUUUCACCCCUCACACACACUGCAUUCUUCACACCUGCACUGCAUCCCUCACAUGUACACUGCACCCCUCACACACAUAUACUGCAUCUCUCAAACAUACAUACUGCACCUCUCACACACACUGCAUCACUCACACACCCUCACACACACACUGCACCCCUCACACACACUACAUUACAGACACACACACACAACAUCCCUUUUACACACUACCCCAAUUACAUACACUACAUUCCUCUUAUAAACUCUCUGGAUCCGCUUCACACACACUAGAUCACCUAUACAGGGAUUCGUUUCUAAUUUUUUUGUUUUUUUCACAGCAAAUGUUCUUUUUUUUAAAUACUUGAUGCAACAAUUAAUAUAGUUAAACAUGUGAUAAAUAAAUGGACCCAACCAGAAAAGCAUGACUAAUGAAAAAAAUUGUUAAUACAAAUUUAAAUAUAAAAAACAACAUAAGAAUUAAAAAAAACACCAAUUUUUAAAUAAAAAUAUAAGUAAAAAUUAAAAGAGAGAUUUGUAAUAAAAAUAAUAAUACAAAUUGGAAUAAAUAAGUAUCCACAGCAAGAGAAAUUGGACUUAAAAAAUUAGAAAAGAUUAACAACUACAAAAAUAAACAAACUAUAUAUAUCAUGUUUAAUCAUUUUUAGUCCAUUGGGUUGGAGGGUAUCCAAUUCAUAAAUCCACUGCAUCACACAGUGAAUUAAUAUAUAAUUAUAUAAUACUAUACAAUAUUGAUAUUGUACAUACGAUAUUACUAUAGAUAUAAACUCAAGGUUUCCUAAAUCCAUUCAGUAAACUAAUCUCGCCACUCUUGGAUUCUGGAUUCUAGGCUUCCUAGAUUAAAAAGCUUUUCCUGACACUGUCCCUCCAAUAUAAACAGAUAGUAUGCUUAAAAUUAUUCCUAUUACCAGUAUGUGAUAGACAGAUUGGUUGGUCACUCUUUUAUUUUUCGUUUUUAAUUUUUUAUGGAAGCUAGGAAGUAUUCAGAGUGUGUGGAGUAAUGAGACAUAUGCUAUAAAUGUCAAAAGAAUAAAAGGUUUCAUGGUUGGUUAAAAUUACAAAUGCCUUAAAAGGUUAAAAUGUUGCUACAUAAAAUGGACAGAUGGGCAGUUGAUUAACUAUAUUAAAUCAAAAUUGUGUUGUAUUAUUGUAGUGCAGACACCAUGUCAACGUCUGCUAGCAAUACGCUACAAUUCUCUGUUCAGUGAGCUGCAGAGGUAGUACGCCCAGUAGACCUGCAUGUGACGUGUGUACAGUCAAUUUCAUUCAGGUCUAGUAAACAAGAUUCUAAGGUAUGAUGAUUGUUAUAAAACUCAUUAAAGUAUCUAUCAUUAGAUUAAACAUUUUGAGUAUUUCAUCAUCUUUAUGAAAACCGCACAUUGACUUGCUGAAAUUUGUUGGAGAAAUUUUCACUCUGCACCUGACUACCUCCACUAUAAAUUUAUGCUGCGCUCCUUUAGUAUGGCUCUUUCCUCUGCAAAAGUAAAUUACUUCAAUACCCUAAUAAGCACACUAUCGCGCCAACCCAAAUCCCUAUUUAACACUUUUAAUGCUCUCCUUCGCCCUGUUGCUCCCCCUCUUCCUACCGCCCUGUCCGCCUCAAACUUUGCAACUCAGUUCAUUGAGAAUAUUUCUUCAAUCAGGAAAGAGAUUUCUAACCUCUCUCUCUCCCCUUCCAAUAUAUCACCCAACCCCACUCCCUCUGCUGUUCUAUGCUUAUUCGCACCUACUACAACGGAAGAGGUUUCUGCUCUGCUCCGGUCCUCCCACCCCACCACCUGUUCCCUAGAUCCUAUUCCCACAUAACUCAUCCACACUCUGUCUCCCUCUCUUGGUUUUCCUCUCACUAAAAUUUUCAAUCUCUCCCUUUCCUUCACCCUUCAAGCAUGCAAUCAUAACACCGAUUCUGAAAAAGCCCAACCUUGACCCCAACUCCCCAUCCAACUACCGCCUUAUAUCGCUACUGCCAUUUUCCUCCAAGAUCCUUGAGAGUUGUGUAUGUGAGCUUAGCAGACUUCCUCAAAUCCAACUCCCUGCUUGACCCGCUUCAGUGUGGAUUCUGUGCUCGUCACUCUGUUGAAACAGCUGUGACCAAAGUAUCCAACGUUUUAAAUGCUGCUAAAUCUUGCGGCCAUUACUCUAUCCUAAUUCUCCUUGAUCUUUCUACUGCCUUUGACACUGUUGAACAUCAACAGCUUCUUCUCAUUCUCCUUAAUCUCGGUCUACAGAAUACUGCUCUCUCCUGUUGCUCCUCCUACCACUCCUAACGCUUUUUCAGUGUUUCUUUCUCUGGCUCUGCCUCUUGUCCUUUACCCCUCUCUGUUGGCGUUUCCCAAGGUUCUGUCCUUGGUCUCCUACUGUUCUAUCGUUACUGCCUCCCUGGGAAAACUGAUCAGCUCCUUUGACUUCCAUUAUCAUUUAUAUGCAGAUGACACACAAAUCUACCUGUCCUCUCUCCAUCCAUCUUGACUCAUGUCUCUGACUGCCUCUCUGCAAUUUCCAACUGGAUGGCUACUCAUUAUCUUAAACUCAACCUGUCCAAAACAGAACUUCUGGUCUUUCCUCCCUCAAAUGUUGCUGUCUCCCUCCAAAUCAGUGGCGCCACCAUCACCUCUACCUUGCAAGCUUGCUGCCUAGGUGUUCUCUUUGACUCCGACCUCUCCUUCACCCCUCAUAUCCAUCUCAAAAACAUAACUCACACCUGCCCCUAUUUAACACAAGACGCGGUUAAGGUGCUGGUCCAUGCCAAUGUUCUUUCUCGCCUUGACUACUGCAAUCCCCUUCUCAGUGCUCUUACGUGCUCCCAGAUUGCACCACUGCAUAAGGAAUGCGGCAGUAAGGCUCAUUUUCCUGUCCGCCCACAUCUCCCAUGCCCCCCCUCUGUCAGUUCCUUCCUUGACUUCUUCCUUGAACAUUUGAUUAAUAUUCUGGUGCUUGCUUACAAGUCCUACAUAAUACUGCUCCAACCUACCUAUUCUCCCUAAUACACAAGUAUGUCCCGUCGAGGCCCCUGUGCUCUGCCAAAGACCUACGUCUGUCCUCUGCCCGUACUCCCACAUCUGAUGCUUGCCUCCAAGACUUCUCCAAGGCUGCACCUUUUCUGUGGAACUCUCUUCCCUUCUCCUUUAGACUUUCACCCAGUCUCCACUCAAAAAAUCUUUUAAAACACACUUCUUCAGGAAAGCAUAUCAUAUAAACUGUUAGUGGGUUCUCAUUCCCCUCCUCCCCCCCAUGACUCCUCUCCUGCAACUGUCAAAAAUCACCUACUAAAUUAUCAGUGAAUAUUUUUCUAGAAACCUAUUUCAUUACUCCUACUUAUACCCUUUGUGUCACUAUAACCCACUUCCUCUAGCAUGUAAGCUCAUUAAGCAGGCCCUCUACCCCUCCUGUCCUGUGCGUCCAUUUAUCUGGUUACAAUUACCUGUCUGUCAGUCCACCCAUUGUACAGCGCUAUGGAAUUUGCUUGCGCUCUAUAAAUAAUAAAAUAUUAAUAAUAAUAUCAUUAGGGAAAGUAGGGACUAUUUUGCAUUAUGAUAAAGUACGAGGUUGACAAAACCUGACAAAAGACAGAUAUUACGCCAAAGUGUUUGCUAUUGCCCCAGCCAUCACUAGGGACAGCUGUGGGAAUCAGGCUGCAGGAUUCUCAAUACAGUGGCAUAACUAAUGUAGGGAGGGCCCUGGUUGAAGAAAUUGUUGUGACCCGUUUUGUGCAAGGGUGGCCAAAAGAUAGAUAAUCAACAGUCAUAUUACUCCCACUUAAAUUUACCAGCAGGAGAUCUACCAUUUGCACAUCCUUACAGGGUUUUAUUUGCGAGCAGUGUUUGUGUGUAUGUAAGAUAAAAAAGACAGAAGGAUCAGCACUUAAUAUACCAAACCAAUAGAUAAAUACAUUUAAAAAAUUAGUCGGCACACCUUGAAUAGGUAAGGCUCUCGCUAAGCCCUACGGGUAAGAGGAAUAGUGCACAAGGAGGAAUGGAGGUUGCACCAAAAGAUAUUAAACCAGUGUGUAAAUGAAGAUUACAGCAGAAGGACAAUAAAAAAACAAUAAAUAUAAUCAAUGAUAGUAAUAAAAUGUCCAAUAUUAGUGUCCCAAAUAACAACUUGCCAGAAGAUAUAGCCUCAGUUCUGCCAGGGGAAAUCUUCAAUAUAGUGCCAGAUAUAGAUAUUUUUGGGAGCCUUAUAACAAAACAGAGAGAGCGAAAGACUAAUAGUGCAAUAUAUCCCAGAAGCAGACAAUAUUGAUAAGAUAAGUCUCAUAUAGUCCUAUUCACAUUUAUUAGAGCUUAAAACUAGCUCUAGUAUGAAUAGGGUACUGUGGUAUAAUCUCCACUUAUGGGAUACGUGAGGGGAUGCUGAUAGGGUGAUGUUUCCUCAAUAUGAAGACAAUACAAGGUUAAAAGAAACAACAAUAGUGCUUACAGUAUAUAAAAAACAGGAGUAUAAAAUAAUGAUAUGUUACUCACAUUUGAUUGAGCAGACAGACUGCUCAAUGUACAAAGUAUGAGUGGUAAAAUUCCCCUCCUAGGAUUCUUUAUGAAGUAAUCUUCUCAAGAACAGUAAGAACAGAUGCCAGGUGGAAAACAAUAAAAUAAUAGAAUAGUAAAAGAUAAAAAAAAAAAGUAAAAUGGCACACUCACUAUUGAAAGAAGCCAAAAUACCUAUAUUAAUAAACAAUGUUAAAAUGACUAAUGUAAAAUAUCCACAACGCGUUUCACCGUCAAAGGUUGUUUUUUUUCGGUUAAAAAAUAUUUGGUAAUCAAAGAAAACAUGAAUUUCCUCAUCUCUGCCAUAUAUUUAUUCAGCACAUGUUAUAACAGCAAAUUUUGCAGUCAGUUUACUUGAUAAUUUAAAAUGGUAACAGUACAAAACAACUAGGGAUAUGAAUAAAAAUGUAUUCUGGAGAGCUAUCUAAGUACGAUAAGUGAGACAAUCACCAUGAAAACCCAUGGAACCAGCAGACACAUUCCUUUGGUGACUCUGCAUUACUUUUUAAAACCCACAGUCUGAAAAGUAUUGCAAGGUCGUAUGUGUCUGCUGGGAGAAAACGUAAGUAAUCCCAACAUAUCAUAUGUGUUUCCACAUUACAGCGCUUCCCAUCACAAUUACUGCUCAAUUAAAAUAUUUUUGCAUCCUUUUUUACAGAGAAAUAGCAUGGUUCACAAUAUAUUACUGAAUAGUCCUGACCCGACUAUGUAUAAUUGAACAAGCUCUAAACAAAUUACGGGUAACAUUUUCAAAGAGGUCUCACCUCUGUAAUCUUUCACUAAUCUGGCUCAAACUAUGCUCCCCACAAAUGUACUGCACAUUCAAAUUUGUGAUUAAGAUAUGUUUGUCUUUGUAACAAAUGUUUAUUUUGUAUAUAGAAUUGGAUUCUACCAGGCUCUGCCAAUCCUUUCAUAUGUCAUGUUAUCAGUUUAUGUUUUCACCAAACAUCUUACUGACAACAUGACGUUUGAAAAGAUUGUCCGAGCCUGGUAGAAUCCAAGAGGGAUGCAUCUCAAACUUUGCUAAACACAAAAAACUAUAUUUGCCAAACACAAAAGGCCAUAUUCUGUAUAUAAAUUAAACAUUCACUACAAAGACAAACAUAUCUUAAAGGAGCACUAUAGUGCCAGGAAAACAAACUCGUGUUUCCACAUUACUGGAACACGAAGAGACAUACAGAGGGGCUAAGGAAGGUGAAAAAGAGACACACAAGGGGUUGUAGGACAAAGAGACACACAGAGAGGCUGGGGGGGAGGGGAGAAUGGCACACAAAGGGCUCAGGAAAGAGACAAAUAGAGGGGCUAAGGAAGGUGAAAAAGAGACACCCAAGCUGUUAGGGGACAAAGAGACACACCGAUGUGCUGGGUGGAACAAAGAGACACACAGAGAGGCUGAGGGGGAAGGGGAAAAAGACAGACAAAGGGGUGGGGGGACAAAGAGGCUCACAGAUGGGCUUGGGGCGGAAAUAGGCACACAGAGGGCUGAGGAGAAAGGGAGAGAGGCAUACAGAGGACUGAGGAGGGGGAAGGAGAGGCAAAUAGAACAUUGGGGGCGGGGGGAAUAGGCACACAGAGGACCAAGCAGAGGGAGAGGCACACAGAGGGCUGUGGUGUGGAAGAGGCACACAUAGGACUGAGGGGGGGGAAAAGGUGUACAGAAAGGCUGAUGGUGCAAAUAGACACACAGAGGGGCUUGGGGAGAGAGAGAGACAUAGACAGUACCUGUGGGAGAAGAGAGACCCACAAAGGAGCUGGGGGAAAGAGGGGCUGGGGAAGGGGAAAAAGGGACACACAAACUGUUGGAUUUUUUUUGGGGGGGGGUUGUAAGUAGCAAAAAUAAUCUUGCACUGGCACCAGAUUCUUACAGUUAUUUACUGCAUUACUGUUGCAGCCCCUGUUUGCCAAUACCCCUCUGUUGGUCCCAGGUGCAUGGUCCACCCAGUGGACCCACUGAGCGUGCAGUUCCCUGGUGCAGUCGCACUGGCAGUAGUUCCACCACCGCUAGAUAUGUCUCUGGUAGAAAAGGGUGCAAUAUUUAUUUUAAUUUAGUAGUAAUUGUGACAUGUAAUGUGGAAACACCUAUGAUAAAUUAGGGGUUAUGUAUAAAAUCUAUUAUGUUCUAAAAAGUAGUGCAGAGUCGCCAAAGGAAUAUGCAUGCUGGUUCCACUGGUUUCCUCCGUGAAUGUCACACUUUAGACAACUCUUUAGAGCACAACAUUUUUAACAUAUCUCUCAUUGUUUUGUAUUUAUACCAUUUUAAGUUAUCAAGUGACUGACGCUUUUGCUGUAGUAAUAAUAUGCUGAAUACAUGUAUGGCAGUGAUUAGGAAAUUCAUGAUUACCAAACAUACUAUAUAAAGUUUUAGAACCGGAAUAAAAAAACAUUGAGUGCACAUUUUUUAAAACUUUUUUCUUUUAUCUUUUUUUUUAUACAAUGUUACAAAGAACAUUACAGUGACACUUCCACAUUUUACUUCUACAAUGAGUGCUGAAGUUGGAGCAGAAAUAUUCUGUGUUUUGAGCAACAAUUUUUCUACAUUAUAUUUUAAAGGAACACUCCAAGAACCCUGACCACUACAGAACACUGCCCGGCACUCCCUUCUCAUUUUAAGUUGUCAACGACUGCUGCAAAAUAGUAACACUUAGAAGAGCUUGACUUCUUUCCUGUAGGAUGCAGCUCUCCUUCUCUACUACAUCGGCCAGAGCACACUGUAGUAGUUAUGGUACAUGGAGUGUUCAUAUGAAGUGAGCAUCCACUAUUGAAAUUUCUCAUUUGAACAUUUGGUGCUGGUUCAUAAUUAUUUUUUUUUUUAUCUUGCUCUAUCAGUGCACUAAUGUGUGGAACAGACCACUAUUCAAGGUCUGAAGAUAAGUUGUAUAUUAAAGAACCAGCUAUUAGUUUACUAAAAUAAAAUUGACAAAAAUGUUAAAGGCAGUGAGUUAAGUAGUAGCAAUUUUAAUUAAUGGUGAACUUCCUCUUCACAUGUCAUUAAAAUGUGUCUUUUAUUAGAAAUGUUUUGUUCUGUCAAUAUAUUACACAAAUGCUAAUCCACUGGUUUCUCUCUCUGCUUGAGCACACACUGAUCAAAGUCCAAAUAUCAUUGGAGUUCUUUGGCAACUAGUUUAAAAACUGCUUGGCUAAAACAAAUGUAUGUUGACUCAUCGUGUAUAGAAUGCAUUUUAAUGGUUAAUCAUUCCAAGACUCCCCAAGUCAGUUAAAGGAACACUACAGUGUUAAGAAUACAAACAUGCUAACUAACUAUUUAGGUGACCGGACCCCCUCUGAUCGCAUGGGAAAGGUGAUUUUACUCAUGUUUUUCCAUUCCUCACCUCCAUGGCUGAGAUCAGUCUUAAUAUCAGCCAAUCCAAUGCUUUCCAGAGUCCAGCAAUCAGCAUCUCCUCAUAGAGGGUUUUUAACCCUUACAUGGAAGGGGGAUGGGGCCGCAGGGUAGAGGAACAAUUUAGUGCUAGGAAUACAAAGAUGCAUUUCUAACCAUGCAAAGUUUUUCUUACCACUCAGGCUCACACUCGCUGUAUGUCUGUAAUCAGUAGCCUGAUCCUCUCUAUGGGGAAUGUUCAGCAACUCAAUGCAGAGCGAGAAGAUGCUAAACGCUAGUGCGACUAGGAGGCACCUCUAGUGGCUGCCUGCUGUUCCUAGACAGCAAUGUAGACACUGCCUAUUCUCUGAAAUCUCAGUGUUUACAGCAUUCAACCUGCAAGGACAGGCUAUAGACACCAUAACCACUACAUUAAGCUGUAGUGGUACUGGUAACUAUAGUGUUCCUUUGAAGUUCCCAUAUAUGAUUCAUUUUUGUAGUGUAACAGGGUCACUGGGAGGGUAUAUACAUAUGCAUAUGGAAAGUUCCCUUUCCCCCCGCUUCUAGGGUUAAUACUAGUAGCAGCUUCAGCUGCUACUUAAUUAACACUGUUAAGUCCUAUUUAUCUGCUGAGAUUUUUACUAGGCUACUGGUUACAGACAUACAGCGAGUCUGAGCCUGAGUGGUAAGAAAAACUUUGCAUGGUAAGAAAUGCAUCUUUGUAUUCCUAGCACUAAAUUGUUCCUCUACCCUGCGGCCCCAUCCCCCUUCCAUGAAAUGGUUAAAAACCCUUUUGGUCACUUACCUGAUUCCAGCAACGAGUAACCUUGGUGCUGGGUCACACUCCUUCUCCCUACAAUGUAAACAUUGCAGGGCUAAGGGGAACAGGAACACUGCACCCGCACCACUGCAAUGAGAUGAAGUGGUCUGGGUGAGUAAAGUGCGAGUUUUAUUUAUUGUUUUGUGGUUGGGAAUCGGCUCAGCUGGCCAGUACUGUUAAAACGGAAAUAUAUCUGUUUAGUUAGUCUCCUAAAAGGAGUAGGUUUUUGUUUGCUUUUUGUUUUGAUUAAUGUUUUAAGGGGAAAGAAUACCCUGGAUUUUAAAAACUGUUGGUUCUGUAAAUAAACAUCCUGAAAAAGCAUUGUAGUGGCUGUUCCUGCAGUGGCCUUAUCAGAGUAGCUUAAGAGAAAAGGGUAUUGAACAGCGUAAUACUAAAUUACAGUACAUUAACGCUAAUAAUGGCACAUAUCAGUAUAGAUGUCUAUACAGAGGGAAUAAAACAACCAUAUAAUUGAUAUUCAAUGCAUGCAUCAUUUCACAUGGUAGGAAAUGUUAAUAUGUGUUUGACUUGAGGUUUCCGUUAUUAGAUAAAGGUUGAGUAACACUACCCAAGUUAAUAAUAAAUGUAUACAAAAAUGAUGAAAUAGCUAUGUGUAGGAGCUGAUUGUACUAUCCCAUUAAUUACAAAUAUCUUUUUCAAAAGGAAGUGAAAGUGCUAUUGCACAUGUUUCCACAUUUUCCUUCACUCCUUAUACUUAUUAAAAGGACGCUUUCUCCAAUCCCAGAAAACUAGGAACUUUUGGAUCUAACCAGAUUGUGGUCCAACUACAACUGAGGUUUUACUAUAACUGAUAGUAGCAGUCUUACAUGAAAAUACUGUUCUACAGUAUAUAUAGUAGACUUAUACACAGUAAUAAAUUAGGUUCAGCCAAAUCAGUUAAACCAGAAAAAAACUGAAUUCAGUCAUUUGAAUUUUAGCUCUUCCGAAUAUCAUCCAUGCAAACAGUUAGGAAUACCUAGAACAGAAUUGUGUAUUACCAUUCCAAUUCAGUUCACAUUCGGUUAGUAUUCACGAUUAUGAGUGUUCAGUUACUUUUAAGCAUUUGGUUGUGUAUUUAAAGUGUUCUGGACAUGUGAUCCUUACAUUUUUUCUUUAUUAUCAAUUUAAUUAAAUGUAUUUAUUUGAUUUAGUGGCUCUCCCAUAACCAUCAAUCAUCUCUUUUUCUGGUGCUGGAUCCCGAAGAAAGCUAACCUAUUGGGCUAUUGUCCAUGACUUUUUUCAUGAUACGUCCACAUCGCACUUCGACGUUACAGAAUUCAAACGACAUGUCAAAAUUCUGAAGAAUUGUGGUUUGUUUGAAACUGUAUGAACAGGUCUAAUCUGUAGCUUGAGAUCUUCUUCAGUUGGUGUGAAACCUAGUUUUGCCUGUCAUAGUGAAUGGUUUUGCAAAUUUGUGUAUUAAACCACAAUUACUACACAGUUCUGUGAUUUUUUCUACUGGCUAAAAUAUAAACCACAGCUUAAAAUAUUACGCAAGUAAGGAACAGUUAUCUCCUGAUGUCUCCAGCUACCACUUUCGAUCUGAAGCAUGUAAACAUUACUGCCAGCCAGACUUUUGACUCUGCAAGGGUCUUCGUAGUCCAAAAUCAUAGUAUGAGUAACACUGCUUGCACAAAUACAUGCUUAAAUUUUUCUACCUGAAAUAAUGUGAAUUAUAAAGUAACAAUAUUUUCUUUAGGAACACCAUAGGUAUAAUGGAUAGAUUCAAUUAGUGAAGUAUUUAAUGAUUGGUACUUGGACUCAGCCAAUUGUUUGCAUAUUUACAGUUUGAGUAGUAACAGAGGAUGGUUCAGAUUUAUAAAAAGGCAGGACAUCCAAAGAUAUAUUAAGCCAGCUUUCCUGUGUUGGUACAGUCUCGUGUUGGUUUAGCUAGAGCAGGGCUUCUGACACUGAAACACACUGAUCGACAUCCAGUAAGUGCAAAUUCAUGACAGAUACUGUUAUUUUACAUACAUUUUUACAAUUUACAUUUAGCAUUGUUAAUAAUAAUGAUAAUGAUGAUGAUAAUUUACUUUGUUUUUAUGUAUAUUUUGAGUGAGUAGAAUAAUUUUAGAAAGGAUAUUUAAUUUUUUUAAUGCCUAUUUCUUUGAUUGGCUCAGUUAAUUUAUUUUAUUAGCUAUUAUGACUACAUGGCAUUUUGCUGUAAUAAAAUUAUUAUCGUAUAGCACUGUACAAUACAACAGGAACUUGUCAUGGAAAAAAUAUUUUGCCUAUGUCAUGGGUGCUAAGAUGUUCAUUUUUACAUUGCAUAGUAGUUCAAUUCAUUUCAGUAGAUCUAUAAAAAAAAGUUAAAAUCUGUAUUGUUACGGUUCUGUUUCCGUCUAUGAAGGAUACAUUUUCAGUAGGUGAAUAUGUUUUAUUUCUCCAUAAGUUCUUUAACUCUUUAAAUGGCUGCCUGAAAAUAAUGGAUCAUAGUAGGUUGCCACUGAAAUGCCAGAGAUCAUCUUUUAACUUAUUUGCAUAUUGGGACAAAAGAAUAAAUAUAUUAUUUUGUUUACUCAACUGGUUAAAUGAGGAAUCUAAAGGAUUUUUUGAGCAUUCUGAAAAUUAUUAGGUAUUGAGGGUUACUUACUUGCAGUUAAUCAUUUAGAAUUACUAGGGAUAUUCUUAGUAAAUAGCAAUAGAUAUAUUCAUAAUGAACAAUAGUAAGAAUAACUGACAGUUCCUGUUCCCCAAAGAAUAUACCAUUAUGCAUGUGUUUCCUGAAACAUAAUGUUACCUUAAUAAACUUGGAAGGAUCUUAGAAACAUAGAAUGUGACGGCAGAUAAGAACCAUUCAGUCCAUCUAGUCAGCCCAAUUUUCUAAAUACUUUCAUUAGUCCCUGGCCUUAUCUUAUAGUUAGGAUAGCCUUAUGCCUAUCCCACGCAUGCUUAAACUCCUUUACUGUGUUAACCUCUACCACUUCAGCUGGAAGGCUAUUCCAUGCAUCCACUACCAUCUCAGUAAAGUAAUACUUCCUGAUAUUAUUUUUAAACCUUUGUCCCUCUAAUUUAAGACUAUGUCCUCUUGUGGUAUUUUUUCUUCGUUUAAACAGUCUCCUCCUUUACUGUGUUGCUUCCCUUUAUGUAUUUAAAUGUUUCUAUCAUAUCCCCCUUGUCUCGUCUUUCCUCCAAGCUAUACAUGUUAAGAUCCUUUAACCUUUCCUGGUAAGUUUUAUCCUGCAAUCCAUGAACCAGUUUAAUAGCCCUUCUCUGAACUCUCUCUAAGGUAUCAAUAUCCUUCUGAAGAUAAGGUCUCCAGUACUGUGUACAAUACUCCAAGUGAGGUCUCACCAGUGUUCUGUACAAUGGCAUGAGCACUUCCCUCUUUCUACUGCUAAUACCUCUCCCUAUACAACCAAGCAUUCUGCUAGCAUUUCCUGCUGCUCUAUUAUAUUGUCUGCCUACCUUUAAGUCAUCAGAAAUAAUCACCCCUAAAUCCCUUUCCUCAUAUGUUGAGGUUAGGACUCUAUCAAAUAUUUUGUACUCUGCCCUUGGGUUUUUACGUCCAAGAUGCAUUAUCUUGCACUUAUCCACAUUAAAUGUCAGUUGCCACAAUUCUGACCAUUUUUCUAGUUUGCCUAAAUCAUUUGCCAUUUGGCUUAUCCCUCCUGGAACAUCAACCCUGUUACAUAUCUUAGUAUCAUCAGCAAAAAGACAUACCUUACCAUCAAGACCUUCUGCAAUAUCACUAAUAAAAAUAUUAAAGAGAAUGGGUCCAAGUACAGAUCCCUGAGGUGACAAGUCCAGGCUUCGAAUAUAUUCCAUUAACUACAACCCUCUGUUGCCUGUCACUCAGCCACUGCCUUACCCAUUCAACAAUAUUGGAAUCCAAAUUUAAGAUUGCAGUUUAUUCAUAAGCCUUCUAUGUGCAACAGUGUCAAAAGCCUUACUGAAAUCUAGGUAAGAAAUGUCUACUGGCUUGUCAAGAAAUAAAUCCUUCCAGUUUAUGAUUUUUGAAGGAUCACUUUUUUUAAUUUAAAUGCUUUUUUUUCCACUUCAGUUUGCACAUUACUAUUACAUGUAUAUCUUAAAUGAAUAAAGAAUCAUGUAGGAAACAUUUACAAAAUAAAGCAAAAAGUUAAAUGAUGAACUAUUAAAAAUAACCAAAUCUAUAUUAAAAAUAUACAAAAUAUCCAAUUAUUUUACAAUGUAUUUCUUAUUUAUGUUAUGAGGCGGAUGUGUAGACAUUAAAUAAAAGAAUGGACCAUAGAAUGCUGUUGGUAGUUUUUAGUAAAAAACAUCCAACAGCAUCUGGUAUCUACAAGAUAUUUUAAACUUGUAAGCAUACACAUUUUUGCUUAAUUAAUUAAAUUCUUUAAUUAAAAUUAACAUUCUUCUAAUCAGAAGGUUAUUGCUUUCCUUUGCAUUGCUUUGAAUGAUGGUCUGCAUAAAGUAGGGAAGUCUUCUCUUCAGAGCUACUCAUGAAGUCAUUUACCAGAGCUAGCUGCUCAUGGGUGCUCCACUCUGCUGUGUGACAAAGACAAAGUCUGCUUUGGAUAGAUAUAAUGUAUAUAUUGUUCCUUCAAAAAACUCCAGUAAGUAUAUGGAUUAUACAUUUUACCUACCUUAAACGAGCGCUAUAGUGUUAGUAAUACAAACCUGUAUUCAUGAUGCUAUAAUGUCCCUGUCCCUAACCUAUUAGGUCUGCUCCCACCAUUCUGUAAUAAAUGGUUAAAAAAAAACAUUUUCACUUAUCUAUUUCCAGCAUCGAGGCUCCUUCAGCUCUAGCUAUGUCUCUUCCUCCCGCGACGUACUGGUGAUGGUGGCACCAAAUACGUAUGCUCUGCGCUCAUCACAACUGCAUCAAAGCAUUAAUCUCAGCACACAGUGUACACAGUGUUAAAGCUGCAGGAUACUAAUAGACGCCUUAUCACAUUUGCAGCUUGCAAUAUAAUUACUCUACAGAGGAUAAUAUGGAGCCAAUAAGUAGCUGACAUGGUUAACAGAAUCAACAAUCAUUACAAAUUACAACAGAUUGAUAUCAAAAUCAGAUCAGUCCUCAGAUUCACAGCCCCAAUCAUGCAGUUUGAAGUUUCACAACUUUUCAACUACUCACACCAUUAGUGUCUCAGGUCUCAGAUGUAGAGUGACUGAACACUUAAAAGAAGAUGAUCAGUAUGUGCAAUGGGAGCUAUUAAAACUAUUUGUGACAGGCAGCACAAUGCUCUGUGUCAGAGAUGUGUCGGAAUGAAUAGCCUUGUCUCUUAUAUGGCACUGUAGCUUUACAGAAAAGUGCCAAAGGUAUACAAUGGGGGUAUCGUUAUACUCAGCAGAUGUAGCUGAAUAUAUAUGGGGUUAUGUGCAGGAAUAGCGCACACCAGCUUUACGAAAUACACAUGAGAAGUUCUUUGUUAUAUGUGUAUAUGCCAAAAUAAAGAAAAAACACAAUUUUACUCCAAUAUUUAGCAGAGAUUGGAAAUGAAAUGGCUACGUAAAAAGUGUCAAACUAACCUUAGGUAAAUAGCCUGUGAUGUCUACUUUAUAUAAAUAUAUACUUUUGUGUGGCAAUUUUGUUUUCUUUUAUGGCUAUUAAGCUUACAAGACAAACAUACCAAAUUCUAAAAUCGCUCCACAUUAAAAGUUUAUUUUACUCCUUGUGCUUUGUGACCUGUAACUACCAAAAAAACUUAAAAUCCCAGACACAUUAUAUAUUCUGUAUAUCAGAACAACUAAAUUAAUUUAUUUUUAAUUACUUUCCUUAACCUGCACUAAUUAUGUACACAUUAUUAUUGCAAAAACUGUAAAAAAAAAAGGUUUUUCUAAUUUUUUUUGCAUUUUUCUGUAUUUUUCUUAUAAUAAAUAAGCAUUUUUAUAUAUAUAUAUGUUACAUCAAAUUAAAGCCCUUUCUGUCCUUUAAAAAACAGUAUAUAAUGUGUUGGUGCAAUAAAUUAGUAAAAUGCAAAUUGCAGUUGAACGCAAACAACAACAAAAUGCAAAAAUUGCUUGUGUCAUUAAGCAUAAGACAAGCUUCUGAAGCUGUGUCCUUAAGGGGUUAAAUAACUUUCAUUCAGAUUCCAGGUUACAUCCCUGCUCCAAUCCUCUAAUUUAUUUAUUUUCUCUCUAUUUUCUACUUAGGCUUGUAAGGUGAAAACUCUCUGAUUAAUUUAACAGAGUCAGUGAUUUUGAAUCUUGCUUUUAUCCUAUGACAUAUUAUGCUCAACUAAUUACCAGCAACAAGACAAGUUUUUCAACUGUUGACCUUAUGAAAAUACAAGACGAAUGGGCACUGCUGGAAUGGAGAAAGCUGAUUGCCUGAAAACAAUCUCAAUCCUGGCUGCUAUUAUUUUCCUGCUGCUUCUGUUUGAUGAUGCGGGUUCUGAGAGACUAUUCCACAAUCGAGAUCAUUCAGAUAUUGAGCUUCCACAUCAUCCGCAAGCUGAUCCUAUCCUGAGCCCUGAGGAAGCCCAGGUAAUUCAAACAUAAUAGGGAAAAAUAAUAAUUUUGACAUCUAGGUAAAAAACACAGAAUAGUAUAGGUACACACUGCUGAGUGCGAUGUUAAAUAGAUACUCUAAGCACAAAAACAACUUUGGCUUAAUUAAGUGGUUUUGGUGUAUAGAUCAUGCCCCUGCAGUCUCAUUUAUGUUAUCUGUCAUUUAGGAGUAAAAUUAUGUUGUUUCUGUAUAUGCAAUCUAGCCACACUUUCCCUGGUUGUGAUGGACACAGCCUUCAUAUGUCAAGUUAUCUGUAUGUAGCUGUAGUGCCUCUUUAGACCUGAGUCAUUUUAGAUGCAUGCUGUUCUGGCAUAGUUUUUGAUGCACGUAGUUCCAGCAUCAUUUUUGAAGAUGGGCAUUCUGAGUCUGCAUCAUUUUAUAGCGUCAAAUAAGUGACACCGAACAUCCUCCGUCAUUCCUGUGACAAUGUUUUGGCACGUUCUGGGCACUCAAUAAUGACGUAGAGUGUCAAUUACUAAAACUACUCACAUUUAGCACAUUAACCCAUUGAGGUUCCACCUUGGUCCCAAUGGUGUGUUCUUUAUGUGGUUGAUUAUCUGUUAUUUAACUUGGAUAUGCUCUGACUAUUCUGACCUCCACUAUUCCUUGACAUUCAGCAUCUCCAUCAGGGGAAACCCAUUAUAAAUUAAUUCUGGGGAUUGGGGGAGGGGGGGUGAUCUAAAUAGAUAGUAUAACACUAUUGACUUAGAAAUAGUCAAGUAGGCUUUCCAGCUUGGUUGACCUAAUAGAAGUUUGGUUUCUGCUGCAGAUCUACCUAAUUUUAAUGUCUUCUCUUCAAUCUUCAUCCCAUUUACCAUUAGCAAUACCUUGUAAAAUAUGGCUGGGUGGCCCCAGUUCAUUGGGAAGAACAGACUUACCCUGAAAUCCCAGAGUUUGACCAAGCUCCACAAGAUGUCUCGCAGGCGAUAUUAGAAGGACAAUCUUCAGAGCGGCAUAGUUUGAACACAACCAAAAAGGUUGAAUUAAACCCAUUGUUUUCCGAAUCAUUGAAAAAAUUUCAGGAAGCUAAUGGGCUCAAUGCUACAGGAAUCCUUGACAGUGCUACAAAGAUAGCCAUGAACAAACCCCGCUGUGGUGUCCCUGAUCACAAAACCCCUUCAAAACGUGGAAAAAAUGGGACUUUGAGUCUCAUUGCUGAGGAGAAAGAUUCCCAGCAUAAUAACUCACAAAUGGAGAGAACCCAACGACAAAAGAGAAGUUUGCUUUCCAAAAUUGUGGAACACCACAGAAGGAAACGAGAUAGCCAAGGAACUUUGGGAAACAGCAAUUCUUUGAGUUUUUCUAAGAACACACUUAAAUGGAGGCUAAUGGGAGAAGGGUAUAGCAUGCAGCUGACCAUAGAACAGCAGAGACAGAUACUCAAGAAGGCUUUUCGGAUGUGGAGUGAGGUGAUCCCUCUACAAUUUGUAGAAGACCUCAAUGGAGAUGAUGUAGACAUUCGGGUUGGUUUUGGCACAGGUAGGUGAUAACUAAAACAGUUCUAUUCUGCAUAACACGAGGGGUUUAUCCCUGAAAUAAAAAAAAUAUUCUAUCUGUUGACUUAAAGCUCAUGAAAGCAGGCUCCUAGGAACAUUAAUUGCUCAGUAAAUACAUUCUUUCUAAUUUCUCUGAAUUCUAUGAGGUUGGUUCCUUUUAAAAUACAAUAUGUAUUUAGAUCAGGAACAAGCAUUAAAGGGACACUAUAGUCACCAGAACAACUACAGCUUAUUGCAUUUGUUCUGGUGAGUAAAAUCAUUCACUUCAGGCUUUUUGCAGUAAACACUGUCUUUUCAGAGAAAAUGCAGUGUUUACAUUACAGCCUAGUGAUAACUCCACUGGCCACUCCUUAGAUGGCUGCUAGAGCUGCUUCCUAUCUCAGUCUUGCCUAGUGAGCAUCAAAACAUAUCAGUAUAUCCAUAGGCGUGCGCAGCCUAUUGUUUAAGGGUGUGCACCCUAAAGCACAAAUACACGCCGUGUAUAUAUAUAUAUAUAUAUAUAUAUAUAUAUAUAUAAAUGUUUGUGUAUAUAUAUAUAUAUAUACAUACACACACACACAUAUACUGCUGUGUGUGAGUGUGCUGUGUGUAGGUGCUGUGUGUGUGUGAAGGCGCUUUGUGUGUAGGCGCUGUGUGUGCAGGCGCUGUGUGUGUGUGAAGGCGCUGUGUGUGUGUGAGGGCGCUGUGUGUGUGUGAGGAUGCUGUGUGUGUAAGGGCGCUGUGUGUGUAAUGGUGCUGUGUGUGUGAAGGCGCUUUGUGUGUGUGCAGACGCUGUGUGUGAGAGCACUGUGUGUGUGUGUGAGGGCGAUGUGUGUGUAAGUUCGCUGUGUGUGUAAGGGUGCUGUGUAUGUAAGGGUAAUGUAUGUGUGUAUAAGGGUAAUGUAUGUGUGUGUAAGGGUGAUGUUAGUGUGUGUGUUUGUGUGUGUGUAAGGGUGCUGUGUGUAAUGGUGCUGUUAGUGUGAGGGUGCUGCUAGUGUGUGUGUAAGGAUGAUGUAUGUGUGUGGGUGCUGUUUGUGUGUAUUGUGUGGGGGAGGGGGUGCCGUUUAGUUAAUAUCCCCCCUCCCUUCUUACCUUUUGUACGUAGGGGGGACCAUGCUGCUGCCAUCCCUGGUGGUCCAGUGGUGAGUGAAAUCUAGCCCCGCAACCUGCGGGGUUAGAGUUCAGUCUCGCGAGAUCUGAGCUUGCCGCGGCAAAGCUCCGAUCAUGCGAGAGGAACCCGGCAGAGCUGCUGGCAAGGGCUCCCCCUGGGUCCUCUCCUGCCUCUGCCCCUGAUCUGCCACCUUGACAGUCUCAGCCAAUCCUUUUGGGAAACACAGUGAUUGGCUCUGACCACCACUUCUGAUUAUGUCAGCAGGCAGCUGACAGUUUCACAGGCAAACAGGGGCAGAGGUAGCAGCUGCAGAAUUGAAUACAAGUAAGAUUUUACUAUUUUUAGUGAGGCCAGGGGGGCUAUAUGGUGGUUUUAACACUAUAGGGUCAGAAAUAUAUGUUUGUGUUCCUGUCCCUAUAGUGCUGCCUUGAAGAAAACACAUCAGAUGCAGGUCAUUAGUGAGUUUCUCCUGACUUAAGAAACCUAGAGAAAAGGUUUUGUGCACUGAAUGUGCAUUGAAAACCAGUGUCUCAAAUUACUAGGGAUGCUGGUGAGUUUAUGUGGACCUAUCUUGGGUUCAGUAAUAUUUGAAAAGGGUUUAGAAAAAUAUCCCAAACUUUCAUGUCAAGUUUGGUCUUGAGUCUAUCUAUAUUUUUCAUGUGAUGCUCCAUUUUCUCUAAAUGUAUUGAAGGUUUUGUGAAUGACAUCACAAGCCAUUUCAACCCUAGUGCAUCCUGGAUUCACAUUGUGUUUACUCUGUUAAAUCGCAGAAAAGGGCAGAGCUUGCUACAAGAGUGAGGGAACUAGUUCCAAGAUAUACAUAAAUAUAUUGCUGUGGAUUUUUAUGUUCAAUUUUGUUUUUCUGACCUCAAAUACAUAUUUGUUUAAGGCAGCAAAAAAAUUAUAAUUGUGAAAAUCCUGGGAAGUAGCAGUUUCCCUUUAAACAAACUUUUUAUUACUGCAUUGCUAAAUAAAUGAGUUCCACUAAAUUAGGUAACAAUAUCUAUAUUCCAGGACAUACUUAAGAAUAUUAAAUAAUAAGUGUAUCGUUCCUGAAUAAACAAUCUCAUAUUAUUCUAUAUUCUAUGAAGCCAUACACAUCAAAGAUUAUCUCCUGAUUCUGUCUUUUCUACCAGGACAGCACCUUGGUUGCUCCCAGGCAUUUGAUGGAGAAGGGCAGCAAUUUGCUCAUGCCUGGUACCUAGGAGAUAUUCAUUUUGACGAUGAUGAACAUUUUGUUGGGUUAUCGAGUGAGCAUGGGAUCAGCCUUCUAAAGGUAAGCAAAAUUUAGCCUGAAUUUUCUUACAUUGAUAUACCUGCUCACCUCAGUCUGGUCUCGAAAUAUCCACUGUGUAACAUGUUCAUAUCUAGCUAUGUGACCUUCUCUUCCCUGUGUGACUAUUUCAACAAGAUGAGUUUGACACUUGCAUCCUUUGCCUACAAAUGUUUGAUGCACAAGUUGAAGUUUACCUGAAACCGGGAAAUAUUAGACAAUUAUAAAUCACAAUGGACAGAAACUGCCUAGGUAGUCUGUGUAUAUUGAAAAUCAUCAUUGGCUCAAUUUGUGAUACCUAGUACACAAAUACAUAUGUUAUCUACAUCUCAAGUUAUGGAAUCAUCAUACUACCCAACAUAUUCUUGUUGGCCAAAGAAAAAACACUUUUACUGCAGUUUAUACAUCCAUAACUGUGGUUCUCCAUGAAACACUUGUAAUAGGAAACAUUCUGAGGUAGAAAAGACACUCAGUUGGAUUUUGCUCUCUUGCAAAAGGUGGAAACUUUCACCGUGUCUUCAUCCUUCCAAAGCGUGCACCAACAACAGAACCACUUUCUACCUGGAGAUAUUCUGACUUAUUAAUAGACUUCUGGUAAUUGCUACUAAAUGUGUCAAUGUUUAUGUAUAACAAUCAUGCCAAAUUGUCUUUCUUUUUCCUUCUGAUUUACAUAUAUAAUUUCGGUUAUGCCAAACUGACAUAGAAACAUAGAAUGUAAUGGCAGAUAAGAACCAAUCAAAAAGAUCAAUAAGAUUAGUUUGGCAUGAUCUCCCUGAAGUAAACCGAUGUUGUCUCUGAUCUUGAAAUCCAUGUGAUUUUAGAUGUUCAACAAUUCUAUCCUUUAACAGGGUUUCCAUUACUUUCUCCACUACUGAAGUAAGGCUUACUGACUUAUAGUUGCCCGACUACUCCCUAUUACCUCCCUUGUGAAUGUGCACAACAUUCACUAACUUCCAACCUUUUGGGACUACUCCUGUUAACAAUGAUUGGUUAAAUAAAUCCAUUAAUGGUUUUGCUAGUACACCACUAAGCUCUUUUAAUAACUUAGGGUGUAUUCCAUCAGGCCCCAUUGUCUUAUUUGUCUUUACUUUUUUUUUUUUUUUGUAUUUUAUUGAAUUUUAUGCACAUAGGCAAAAACAUUCACAUCAGAGUAUUGGUGUUAGGGAAAAAAGUCCUGUUAUAUAACUUAACAUAAUAUAAUGUUAUGUAUGGGGCAUUGCGCAUGGGGUAUUCUGUGCAUACCACAUCAACUCAUGCUGUCUGCUAUCGGUGGUGUAUAUCAGAGUCCAGGUGAUACCGCCAUCUGGCGAGUGCUAUAAGGUCUGCGAUAAGUUGGUGGUACCUGGUGAGUAUGUGUGCGGGUAAUGGGUCGGUGCGGUGGUAGGGGGUCAGGGGUCAGGGCAGUCCCAUGGGUUGGGUCUAUGCUGGUAGCUCAGGUGUACACUUCUUUUCCUGAUAUUCUGGUAGUCACAAUCUGCGGACUCCCAGGCUGUUGGUCCUAAGGUGGGUGCUCACUCUCUCUUCCCCUGCUGUUCCCUGCUAUCUCCCGUUGGAGCUGCUUGUGCCCACUCUUGUCGGUGUUUCAUUCUGUGCUAUGCAGCAGUGUAGUUUCUCUGGGUCUUCGUCACAGGUAAGUGUGAGGAUUUGGUCGCCGUGGGACACCAUCAGGGUUCCGUCAGCUCCCCAGCAGUACCGUACCGAGUUAUCUCUCAAUUCUUUGGCCAAUGGGGCCAGUUUUCGUUUUUCUAAUAGUGCUGCAAAGGGGAUGUCGCUGAAGAACAGGAUAGUGGCACCUUCGCGCUUCCCAUCGCUCUGGAGCAUGCCAUGAUGGCAUUUCGUACGGGUAUGUCUCUGUUAACAAUUACGGUGUCUCUGCCUCUGGUGCCGACAGUGCCUUCCUGACCCUGAACGCUGUGAGAAUCAUCGAGGGGUCUGCAGCUCCCUUCAUGCCAAUGGUUGUAAUUAGCUUUUGGGUGUACGGGAGCAGUGCGCCUCCUUUGACAGUUUCAGGUAUGCCCCUCAGGCGUAUGUUGCAGCGCAUGUGUCUGGCCUCCAGGGUCGCCACCAAGCGUUGUAGCCUCUGAACCUGCUGUGUUAAGCUGUCCAGGGUAUUUUCAUUGGUUUGCAGCCGAGUGUCCUGGGCAUUGCCUCUCUCCCCGACCUCUUGGAGUUUAGUUUGUAUUACCCCCAUAUCUUGUCGUAUCUCCUGGAGAUCCGACUUUCAAAUUUGGCGCAUCUCCAGGAGCAUUUGUUUAAUGUCCCCCUUGGUUGCUGGGGACGAGUCAUCAUCAGAUUCAGCUUCCCGGUGCAAGUCGCUCUGCCUUGCAGAGGUGAGUGGUUCCUCCGCCUCCUCUUGGGAGUCUUCUGAUGUGUCUCCUGUUCGGCUUAUUGCAGGCGCCAUUUUAGGCGGCGCUGGCGGGGUAGGCCGCUCGAAUGAGAGCCUUAUAUCUCUCUGUGUAGGGAGUUCUGGUACUUGAAAUUUACGGUGCUUGCACCCCAUGCUGUCUCUGGGGGGGUGGGAUUGUGGGGGUUCCUCUCCGGAUGAAGAUGCCGGUGUAGUUUAUAUAUAUUCUUCGAUGUGAAGCGGAGCUCCACAGAUACACGUCUGUACAGUUUCUUUUUUCCUAGUUUGUUGCAAAAUUGGAAGCGCUUCAGACUAGAUUUUUGCCAUAUUUUGGAUCAACAGCAAAAACAUAUGUGAGGAAGGCUGAACUUGAUGGACGCAAGUCUCUUUUCAACUAUGUAACUAAUCCUUGUUUUACUUUCCUUUUCUCAUUUAUGUAUAUAAAAAAUGUUUGUCCCCUUUUUUUACUGACUGUGCUAGCAGUUCAAAUAAGGUGGUUUUGGUUUGUUUUUAAGUUACGUCAGAGUAUAUGCACUUGACAAAGACUUUAUAACUGAAAUGUGUUAUUGCCUCCUUUCUGUACUAACAUUUGAAGGAAACACUACAUUGACUACUAUGCUUUAUCAUUCACUUUACUAAGCAUUGAUUACUAGAUUAUUUAUUUUUUGCUUUUUGAUCCUGUGCUAUUUCAUAACUGUGGAGGUUUUGUAUUUUUGAGAUAUGGAUUUAUGUAUAGCUAAGUUUUAUAUUGCUAUAUUUGUAAUAAGGUUUUUUAUUUAUUUUGGUGUGAAUUUGUUUUUUCCAUUAUGCAUUAUACCUUAGUUAGCUUCGGGACUAUCCUUAACAUUAUUGUACCCACCACUGAUAUAUAACUAGUGUGCAUGGUCCGUAUAACCUUGUGCGCAAAUGGAUACUAAUAUAUUUGUUUUUUAAGUUUAUCAUAAUCAAAUGCAUAAUGGACUGUUUAUAUUGUUUUAUUUAUGUAUUUAGUGUGUUGCUUGUGUUUAACACAAAAUGGAGCAUGCAUUUUAAAUAAAGGAAAUGUAGUUACUACUAGUUUUUUUCAUGAUACUGACAAUAUUUCUAUUUGAAUGGACUAAACAUACAUUCUUAGUCUGAUACGGUAUUGUGGUAUUCUUAAUCUGACAUAGUAAGAACUGAACAUAAAUAUAACUGACUUGGAGUUGGAGACAUUGCCUGUCUGAGAUGGAGGUGUGUUGUGUGAGUUCUGUCUUUCAUGCCUUUCUAUAGUAAAUUUACUUGCCGUUAUUGUUUGUCCCUGCCUAUAAAUUGGCCAGUAUUCGGCUGAUUACUGACUAAAUUAUGAUCCAUGCUAGAUACUAGCUCUGAAUCCCAUUAUAUAGGAGCACUGUUCCAGAUUCACUUAAGAUGGCACCUGAUGUGGCCUACUCACCACCCUCCUCAGAGGACUACAGUCUGGAAGAUGACUUACCAACUUCAUCAAACAUAUGGGACAGUAGACCUAACACUUUGACCCAGGAGAAUAAUGCCUCCUCUACUAAAGCUGGCAUUAAAGCUCUGCUGAAAGAUAUGCAAGCGAUGUUUCCUAGGGGUAGUCAGGGAGGAGGUGGCCACCUUCCCAGGCCACAUUGCUGCUGUGGAGGAAGACGAAGGAGCUGCUAGUGUUGCACAAAUGGCUAUGAAUUCUGCAAUACACACAGUCUUGAAGAAUUUAUUCAGCAUUAGCUGCACAUGUAGCAGCCUAAACAGGCUCAGCUGCUUUCACUGGAUGGUUGUUUCAGGAUACCCAACACUAAAUGCCUCUCAAAAGGCUUCCAGAAAUGUACCCAUCAAGAUCCUGAAAGACUCAGACAGGACAGUGCUUAUGUAAGCCUCUCGGAGCUAUCCCAUUUUGUUAUUUUAAGAGUCACAUCUUUUUAUAUGGAUUUGUUCAGGCAAACAGUUGUUUGGUAACCGUUAGCUUACUAAGCUUCUACGAGACAAGGAGAUCUCCUACUAGUUGGAACAUUAACAGCUGGUGAGCACAGUGGUAAAACCUACUUCCUUACUUCUAUGGCAGACGUUCUACCUAUCUCCAUACUUUGAGCCUCUCAGUGGACUCCUUGCGCACCACCAGUGGAAUGUCAAUGCAAUUUUACCCUUUUUCCUUGGACCCAGCACACCAAUGAAAACAGAGCUUCCAACUUGAUUCUGUUCAGCAACCACUUUCUAUACUUAUAUCUUAGGCCUCAAAUUAAUAUUGUUGGGUAAGCUUUUCCUAUGAUUUGAUAAACUUUUAAAAUAUUUUUAAACAUAAAUAUAACUGACUUAAAAUAUCAAAAUUAUAUAUUUUAUAUAAAAUAUAUCAAUAACUAUCAAAAUAUUACAAAAUUAGAAUAUUUUCCAUACUAUUGAAUUAUUUUAAAAGUUUAUCCUACAAUAUUAAAUCGAGGUCCUAGUUAACCUUGCCCAGCAGACUUUAGUUAGCCUUAUUUUUGCAGAUUGUCACCCUCUACCUCCUUUUCAAGCAUAUGCUGUGUGUUACCAUUAAAAGUGUUUUGAUUUUUUUCUUUAUUUUGGGCAUAGUACACUGGCUGACUUAUAUAUUUUUUUUUUAUGCUGUCCAGCUCAAGUUUAGGCCUGAUAUAUGCUGUCUACUUAAAUGGUUAAAUCUGUAUCGCUUACUUUCGCUAUAUAUUAUGCUGCCAUUUUCUUUCCACAUGUUGUGGUUGCUAUGCCCAUUUCAUCUUUAUUCAUUCUACCCAUGCUGAACUUUUUUAAAAAAUAAUGAAUUAUGAAAAAACCAUAACUAACUUGCAGAGUUUUCCCAAUACAGCUAAUUUGCCCUCAAACUUUAAAUUCAAUUUGAAUUUCUGGCAAUUCAUACUUUAGUGAUUAACUGUAAAUAAUACAUGGGCAAAGGCAUCUCAUCUCAAUGUGGGCAAUAUAAACACAGAAAUCUAAUGGAUUUGCUGGCUCGCAUCACAGGAAGAUGGGAAAAUAUAGUCUAGUAUUACAAAACCUGCUAUCAAUCUCUGCCUGGCAUUGACUACAAUUGUGCUUUGUUUAAUAAUUAUAUUAUUUUAGGCCAACAAUCAAUGUACUGAUUAUUAUUUUUUUUCAGGUUGCAGUACAUGAAAUCGGUCAUGCUCUUGGACUGCCUCAUAUUAACCGUUUGGGGUCAGUGAUGCAACCAAAUUAUGUUCCACAAGAAGGGAAGUUUGAGCUGAACUGGGAAGACAGAAAAGCAGUCCAGGAGAAAUAUGGUAAAGUGACCCAGCCAAAAUAAAAGUGUUGGAAAAAUAUCUCUGAAGUGGCGCUUCUUCGCAGUUUGAUUGUUUGGGCCUAUUAUAUGCAACUCUAUAAAAAGAAAAGGAGGAUGUAAAUACCCCAUUCUUUUUCAUUAUUUAAUUUAAAGACACAUAUAACUUUGUCCUGAAAGGCAAGAGAGUAAUUUGACUUCAGAACUAUUGAAUAAUUACCGGUUCAUCAAACAUUUAUAUUUUAAGACUAAACUUGGACUUAGACACUGAUGACUGCAAUAUUUAUACUCAUUAUAUAUUAAUAUUUGCCAAUAUUAUGCCAAAUGAACACUAUCAUGAAAAUAUUUGGCUCUCCAGUUUAGCUUGAAGCACAACGUAAAUUAGUAUAUCUAAACCUUGAGUAGGAACCAGAUAAUGCUCCUCCGUGUUAUUUCAGUGGGUCACUAUUGGUAGAAAUCGGUGCAUCAUAAUAGUUAAGAAUUAUUUGAUAUGGGGUAUUUUACAAUAUUUUAAGGUGUUUUACAAAAAAUAUUUUUCACUUAUUGAACAAACCUUUACACGAAGAUAGACAGAGAUAAUGAGAUCUGUACAUAGGAAAACUUUGAAGUAAAAACAUUUAAGUUAUGUUUAAAAUUGUUAAAUCUGUCGUAACUCCCCAUUUGAGACAUUUUCUUCAGUGCCUUAAUACACUUCUUUAGAGUUUAGGCUCAAUUUUUUUUUUAAAUUACCCCACACUAAAUCACACAAAUCAUACCUGUCAUGUAAGUCAAACAAAGCACCUAAGGCUAGAGAUUGUUCCAAGUAUUUCAUGCAUUAGAGAAAUAAUAUAUUAAAAUAUGGGUAAAAUAAUACAAAAUAACUAUUUUAUAGAUUCCAAGUUUUUCGUUUCAGUGUUCCAAAUGAAAGGUAUGCCAUUUUUGGGUAUUCAAUUCGACACUUAAGUCUUUAACAGUUACAUAGAUCAAAUAGAAGAAACUGUUGUUUAAGCUAAUACUGAAAAACGAACUAUACACUGAUCAACCUCAACAUUGAAACCACCUGCAGUGCCUAAUAAUGUGUAGGUCCCCCUUGUGCUGUCAAAACAGCUCUGAUACAUUAAGACUUGAACUCCACAAGAUCCCUGAAGUGUCUUGUGGAAUCUGGCACUAAGACAUUAGUAGCAGAUCCUUUAAGUCCUGCAAGUUGCAGGGUGCAGCCUCGUGGAUUGGACUUGUUGUUCCAGUACAUCCCAAAUAUGCUCAAUUGGACUGAGAUCUGGGGAAUUUGAAGGCCAAGGCAAUACUGUGAUCUCUUUGCCAUGUUCCUCAAACCUUCCAGAACAAUUUUUGCAGUGUGGCAGGGUGCAUUAUUCUGCUGAAAGAGCCCCCUGCCUUAAGAAACACCGUUGCUAUGAAGGGGUGUACGUGUCCUGCAACAAUCUCAAGGUAGGUGGUACAUGUCAAAAUAACAUCCAGAUGAAUGCCAUGACCCAAGGUUUCCCGGCUGAACAUUGGCAGGAUCAUAACACUGCGUCCACCAGCCUGCCUUCUUCCCAUGGUGCAUCUUGCUGCAAUCUCUUCCCCAAGUAAACGAUGCAUAUGCAUCUGACCAUCCACCUGGUCUAAAAGAAAAUGUGAUUCGCUGACACUCUUGUAGUUCAUUGUCAAGUUUUUCUUGGUUGUCUUUCCAGGGAAUAAAACAAAUAAAUGCUUUGUUUGCAAGUUGGGCUCUAGCUUUAAAUUACAAUAAUACACAUAGCAUUAUAAGGCAACCAUAAGCAACCUCCCAAUUCCAAGGGGUUAGACAGGGGCCAGAGAUUCGCCAUCUCUGUACUAAGAGAAAUUUGUAAACUGCCUUGUCUGUUAUUACCACCUCUGACAAUCUUCUUGAUACAGUCUACUUGGCUAUUGUUUAAAAACUAUUCCUUUGUCAUUACCAGGUUCCUGUGAUGGGAGUUUCAGCACUGUUUUUGACUGGGUGAGAAAAGAGAGGACUUCACGAGGAGAGAUUUAUAGAUUCAAUACUUACUUUUUUAAGACUGGCUGGUAUUGGAUGUAUGAGAACAAUGGCAACCGGACACGGUUUGGUGAUCCUCGGCCUAUCACAGCAGGUUGGAUGGGGAUUCCAGCGAAAGGCAUUGAUGCCUAUGUACAUGUGUGGAACUGGAAUAUUGAUGCACAGUAUUUUUUUAAAGGUAGGGGAAUAACUUUAUAUAACGUAAAACUCUCCCUUUGUCUAUAUUUCCCAUGGAUCUUUGCCUUUACAGUUGCUUGCCUCACAGGUUGAGCCCUUGAGUUAGACAGCUGCAGUUACUUACACUACCAGCUGGUGUGGAUACAGGGACCCAGGACAUUUAGCAGGUCUUGCAAGGCUUCUAGACAGAAAUAGAAGUUAGAUACUGACCAGCAUGUAACUAACAAACAAUCACUAGCACAUGGAGCUAAUUAAGUAAGGAGGCACAGCCAUCUGCAAGAUCAGAUGUUUCUAUUGUCGCUUAACAUAAAUUUCAACAGUCCUUGACGACACACUCCAGCCCUUAUCUGGACUGAGUAACGGCUCAAAUUCUACCUACAGCCUAUGCGAAUUUUGGAAUUAUACAGAUUCCCUGCACUUGAGCAGCCUCAGUAUAGUGUCUGCCCCAUGCCCUCCCCCUUUGGAUCAGUGGCGGUUAUCCCAGGCUCCACUGGUGUGGUGAGUAUAUCCAUCAGAUGGAGAGUUAUGGUUUGUCCGGUACUGCAUUGGAUAUGCAGCCUGUACCUACAACGUCUGCAAUGCCUGCAUUAUAGAGUACUUCCGCCAUACAAGUGCCAAGAAUGGAUGAAUUUGAUGAGACCUUGAUGAAAGCUGCACAUGAUUCUUGGCUUGCACAGCUCACUGUAAACUUUACAAUCAAGCAAACAUGCUGUAGUGUACAUCCUGGACCAGCCAACCAUGUCUCGGCAUUCCAGCUGCCUGUUUUACGCGGCCACCAACCUAGGCCGUGCGCCUGUAGGGUAAACUCCUAUCACAUGACCCACAACCUUUGUACUUGAUUUGCGUCCCUGUAAAAGUCACAUUAUUUGUUGACUGGGGCACCUGGAGCGUCCACAUCGAUAGACUAUGUGUCGGUUCUAUAACAGUGUGGGGCUGGAGGAGCCAUCCAUUGGCAUAUCUCCAUAGCAUUGCUUUCCUGGUCCUCGUGAAGAUCAGGGGCAGAGCCAGCACAAGUCAAACACAGCCCUGGCCAAUCAGCAUCCCCUCAUAAAGAUAAGUUGAAUUAAUAAAUCUCUGAGAAAAGUUCAAUGUCUGCAUGCAGAGGGUGGAGACACUGAAUGGCAGUGCUGCUUUGUCUGCAGCAUUGCCCCAGGAAGCACCUCUACCAGCCAUCUGAGGAAUGGCCAGUGGAGCUUUACCUAGGCUUUAAUGUAAACACUGCAUUUUCUCUGAAAAUACAAUGUUUACUGCAAAAAGCCUGAAGGGAAUGAUUAUUCUCACCAGAACAAAUACAAUAAGCUGUAGUUUUUCUGGUGUUCUUUUAAUUUUAGAAAUCGACACCUCUUCAUCCUGCAACUGGGCACAGCCAUCUUAACUCCCUGUCAAACAUUGUUAUAAGCUCUGUCCUUUGCUCCUGGUGGUCAGCACAAAUAAAACAUACAGGAUAAUUGAAAAACAAAACAAUAUUUAUUCUUCUCUCUGAAUUUGCCAUGUCUGUACUGGACAUUUGCUAAAUAAUAAUAGGGAUGUGUAUGGGAAAAAUAUUCGGUUCGGUUCGGCAUUCCGAAAUUUUGGACUUCGGCACUUCGGUUCGGCAUUCCAAAAUUCGGCAUUUCAGAGCUUCGCCACUUCUGAACUUUGGGACUUCGGGACAAGUGUAGGGUUAGGGUAGGGGUAGGGGAGGGUUAGGUUAGGGGUAGGGUUAGGGUUGGUUUAGGGGUAGGGUUAGGGUAGGGCUAGUGGUAGGGUUAGAGGCAGGGUUAGGGUAGGGCUAGUGGUAGGUGGGGAUAUGGUUAGGGUAGGGCUAGUGGUAGGUUUAGGGUUAGAGGUAGGGAUAGGGUUGAGUUAGGAGCAGAGUUAGGUUUAGGAGUAAGGUUAGCUUAGGGGUAGGGUUAGGAUUAGGGUUAGGGUUACCUAACCCAACCCCAACCACUAACCUUACCCCAAAGCCGACUCCAACCACUAACCUGAAUCAUACCCCAACUCCUAACCCUACCCCAACCCUCUCCUGUUUUUCCACUUUUCAGAAAUCCGAAGCACUUCGGAAAUUCAGCAAUUCGGUUCGGCAUUCCGAAAUUCGGAACUUCGGCACUUUGGAAAUUCAGCACUUUGACAAUUCGGUUCGGCAUUCCGAAAUUUGGCACUUCAGACAUUCGGAAGCACGAAACGAAUUGCACAUGUCUAAAUAAUAAUAAUAAUAAUAAUAAUAACAAAGUAUUUAACCAGGAAAGGAACAUUCAGUUUGCUCUGGUUUUCAAGUACGUCGUGGGGAUGUUGCCCCAUAUCCAGGGGAUGCUACUAAUCAUAUAUAUAUAUAUAUAUAUAUAUGUGUGUAUUUAUCAUGAAAAAGCUUAGCAGAAGUUAUAGGUGAAUUUCAGUCUUAUAUCGAAUGGUGUAAAUUCCAGAGAAGCAACAGUUCCUUGGUAAACAUUAUUUUAAAUAGUUAGUAAUUACUAAAAGAAGAAACUGUGUUGUGGGAUAUUGCUGGGAGUCACACAACUCCUUUUCUUUGAGAAUUUAGGCAUACUAGAUUUUGGAAUUUAUAGAAUACAGUUGCAAUGAGAAGAAUUGUUGUUUCUUUACAGUUAUUAAUUAAACUACAAUAAUGGCGAGAUAAUUUAUUUUGAGGAGUUAAGUUUGCUUAACUCCUCAAAGAUUGAGUAUAUACCUAAACAUAAGUAAUCUUCUUAAUAUAAUAUGCCAAAACAGCCAGUAAAUACAGGCAAUGGCAGUUAAGCUGCAAACACACUGAUGCACAGAAAAAUACACAUUGACAAAUACAGAUAACCAGUCACAAUGGGUAUCUGGCUUUCUGUAUUUCUGAGUGUUUCUGGCACUGUCUACCCAUGUAUAAGCCUGAGAUUGUCUGACAGAUAGUAUCCUAGUGUGUGAAUGUAUGUCUCUGUGAGAAUGUGUUUCUGGGACUGUAUGUGUGUGGGGUAGCUGCUUGCAGUAAGUUGUAUGUAUGGAGAGCUGCCUGUGGCCUUUGUGUGUUGUGAUAUAUCGCAAAGCUAUGUUUAAUGACUGUGUAUGUAUGAUUAAUGUCUUCAUAGGCUGACUGUGACAGUAUGAGUAAAGGGGUAACUGUUGCACAGUGAGUGUUACAGGGUGGUGAGUGUAACAGAAUGAAGGAUGGUGAGUGUGAUAAGAUUGGGGAGUGAGUGUAAAAUAGUUGGGGGAGGGAGUGUGACAGGGCAAAGGGGGGUAAAUGUGACAGGAUUAGAGGGGUUAAUGUGACAGGGUAAGUGGAGCAUGGUUGGGGGGUGAGUAUCACAGAAUUGGGGGUAAUGUGGCAUGGUUGAAGGAGGUAGUGUGACAGGUCGUGGGAAGGUGAAUGUGACUGGAUUAGAGGGGUUAAUGUGACAGGGUAACUGGGGCAUGGUUGGGGGGGUGAGUAUCACAGAAUUAGGGGUAAUGGUUGGCAUGGUUGAAGGACGGAGUGUGAAAGGGUGAGGGGAGGUGAAUGUGACAGGAUUAGAGGGGUUAAUGUGACAGGGUAAGUGGAGCAUGGUUGGGGGUGAGUAUCACAGAAUUGGGGGUAAUGUGGCAUGGUUGAAGGAGGUAGUGUGACAGGUCGUGGGAAGGUGAAUGUGACUGGAUUAGAGGGGUUAAUGUGACAGGGUAACUGGGGCAUGGUUGGGGGGGUGAGUAUCACAGAAUUGGGGGUAAUGGUUGGCGUGGUUGAAGGAGGGAGUGUGAAAGGGUGAGGGGAGGUGAAUGUGACAGGAUUAGAGGGGUUAAUGUGACAGGGUAAGUGGAGCAUGGUUGGGGGUGAGUAUCACAGAAUUGGGGGUAAUGUGGCAUGGUUGAAGGAGGUAGUGUGACAGGUCGAGGGAAGGUGAAUGUGACCGGAUUAGAGGGGUUAAUGUGACAGGGUAACUGGGGCAUGGUUGGGGGGGUGAGUAUCACAGAAUUGGGGGUAAUGGUUGGCGUGGUUGAAGGAGGGAGUGUGAAAGGGUGAGGGGAGGUGAAUGUGACAGGAUUAGAGGGGUUAAUGUGACAGGGUAAGUGGAGCAUGGUUGGGGGUGAGUAUCACAGAAUUGGGGGUAAUGUGGCAUGGUUGAAGGAGGUAGUGUGACAGGUCGAGGGAAGGUGAAUGUGACAGGAUUAUAGGGGUUAAUGUGACAGGGUAAGUGGGGCAUGGUUGGGGGGGUUAAUAUCACAGAAUUGGGGGUAAUGGUUGGCAUGGUUGAAGGAGGGAGUGUGACAGGGCGAGGGGAGGUGAAUGUGACAGGAUUGAGGGUGUUUAUAUGACAGGAUGAUAAAUAAAUAAUUUAUUGUAUUGCACUUACAAACAAAAGGUAAAAAGAAGGCAUAUCUCCGCUCAGAGUGGUAAUUUCAAAAGAGGCCUCUGAUAUCUUGGAAUGUGGAGCAGCCCACAAGUAACCAAAAGGCGGAACAGCAAUAAUGGCAGAAAAAAUAUAAAAUAAAAGUCCAACAAUCCAACGCGUUUCGUCAUGUGUAGUGGACUUCUUCCGGGAUAUGAAUGGGCAUUCUGCAAUUCUUCUGAUUAAAUACCACCGGCAUCAACAAAAGAUACGGUCCAUCUGUGUUCGGCGUGUGUUCCAGGUUGGAACGCUAUACGUACUAACUGACAAACCGGAAAUACGUCACAAAUAGACGCACAAGAAAUACAGCGUUGUAUUCCUAACACUAAAGUAUUCCUUUAAGGUUAUCUACAUACAUUGAUUUUCAGCCAUGUGCUGAUGAUUAUGUAUUUUAUUUUGGUAUUCACAUCUGGAGAUUCCACCAAAAAAAGUAUUUAAAGAAUAGAGCGCAUUAAGCAUGUUGGGAGGUUGUUAAAAUUCACUUGUAAUCUACACAUUUGAACACAUUUAAAUGCAAGAGGAAGGUGAUCUGAAAAAUCGAAAUGAAUGAUAACCGUAGAUUUUAUUUUGUUGUUGUGUUUUGUUUUUUUUUAAGGCGCACAAGUCUGGCGCUAUGACCCAGAGAAGGAUAUGGCAUUUACAGAAGAUUGGAGAAAAAAGAAGUACCCGCAACUCAUUUCUGAGGCAUUUCCAGGAGUUCCAAAUCCUGUGGAUGCAGCAUUCUUUGACAGGAAGGAUCGUCUCAUUUAUUUUUUCUCAGAAAAUAAUGUAAGUGGCCUAGUUAACUCGAAAAUAUUACAAAUGUGAGAUGUGCGUAAGUAUAUUUUUGUUUUGUUUUUUUGACAAUCUUUAUUUAUCCUUUUUUUUUUGUUUGUUUGUUUGUUUCCAAGAUCAGGUGGGGGUACAGAAAAGAGUAAAGGGUGGGGGGGUCAAAUUGGUGUUCAGGACACGCAUUAACUGUGGUUAACAGAUAUAUGUACAUGCGAAGAUAUACAGUAGUAUUUUGACUUCAUGCUGUUGAGGUUGGAUGGCCAGAGUAGCGUUAAUUGCUUGUUAAAUUGUUUCGUAGUAGCGUGGGUCUUUUGCGUCUUAUCAUUGUACAUCUCACCCAUGUUUUUUUUUAAUGGUUCUGUUUCAUUUGGCAGUGAGGGUGUACAUGUCAGGUGUGAGACCACAGGUAGGUCGAGUGGGCUGCGGUUGUGCAUGGGGUGGGAACAGGCCACGUUUGUGCACCCUCGUAUUGGGGACAGGCGUGUUAUCCGGGCUGUCAGUCCCGACCCAUUCGCAGAUGGUUGGUCGCUAUAUGUGUGGUGUUCCCUCUACCUUAGGUGAUACUGCUUAGGUCGCCAUGUCGCCUUUUGAGUGUGCCCAUUAUGUUGGGGUUGUUGCCUGUGUGUAGGUUGGUCGGGCAGGGGCGCCCAUGUGCCAGGGCCUAUCGUAGCGUCUGCUAUGUGUGUGAUCAAGUGCUGUGGGGUAUCUAAGGCAAUUCCUGUCUGUGUGGAGCUCCGUCCGCUGGCCGCUCCUUUGUCUGUGCACAAUUAUUCGCUUAAUGCGCGUUCUGGUCCAGUAUAGGGUGUGGGGCGGGCAUGUCGGGCCUGAGUCUGGGGUGUGGGGGGGGAGGGAGGAGGGAGGGAAGAGAAGGAAGGGGGGUAUAGCUGAGAGAAGGUGGUAGAGGCAGUGUAAAGAUGGGGGGGGGAGAUGAGGACCAUGGCUUGAGUAUAGUUUUCAAGGGGGUUAUUCUGUCUGCGGCAAUGUACAUAAGCCAGGGGGUCCACGUCAGGUUGCAUUUCUCUGUGCGGCCUUGGAGGGAUGCUGUCAUAAUUUCCAUGGUAUGGAUUUCUUCUACCCUAUCCACCCAUUGUUGGAAGGUGGGGGCAGCAGUUUUUGUCCAUAGAGUGGGUAUCAGGGACUUUGCCGCUGUCAGCAGGUGUUUCGUCAAGGAUUUCUUAUGAGUUUUUAAAGACAUGCUCGUGUGGUGUAGCAACAUUGGGAGGGGUUGGAGUGGGAGCUCCGGAACCGAUAUUUCACAGAUUUUGGUGUUAACCAUCUCCCAGAAGGGUGUGAUGGCUGUGCAUGUCCACCAGAUAUGAAGCAUAGUGCUUCUCUCCUCCCCACAUCGCCAACAUGUCUCUUCGACGUCCGGGUUCAUGCGGUGCAACACAUCAGAGGUUCUGUACCAGGUCGUCGGUACCUUGUAGCUCAUCUCCUGGUAUUUUGAGCUAAUGAAGCUUUUAUGAGUGAGCAGGAAUAUUUGAUCCCAUUCUUGGGUAGUCAGGGUAUCUCCAGUCUCUCUCUCUCCCAUCUGGCGAUGAAUUUCGGCAGCGGUCUGUUUUCUCCAUCCAUAAGCAUUGCGUACAGCAUCGAGAUCCCCCAUUCCAGGUGUCGCCUGGUCGUGCAUAGUUUCUCAAAGGGUGUGAGAUCUCGGUGGAAUUGUCGUUUGGUCGCCGAUGUGGAGUAGUAGGACUUGACCUGUAGGUAUGGGAAACGAUCAAUGGUCGUUAGGAUGAGAGAUAUAGGGGUAUCAUGUUACACAAUACUUCUAUGCCAGUUACACAAUAACAGACCUCAUGAUUCCACAUGGGUCCUGUUUGGCUGCUCUGCAGCAGUCAUAUCAUGUUUAGGGAGACAGAAGAGAUAUAUAAUAAUUUGGGGGUAUGAUUGUUAAAAGGAAACGUUAGUGCCAGAAAAGCAAAGUUGUUUGCUGGCACUAUAACCCCCUAAAAUCCCCCCUCCUCCUUGCCCGGUGUAGAAGGGGUUAAAACUGCUCUAAUUUACCUGAGACUAGCGCCGAGAAAUGUCCCGUUCCUGGGAGGGAGACCUAAUGUGCAUUCGCGGCAAUGCCCAUGCUCGCAUGUAUAAUGCUUUCCUAUGGGGUUUUAAAUGACGCUGCAUGCCCUUAUGCGUGUGGAUGUCCAGCAUCAGGCGACCAAUAGUGGUCACUAGAGGUGGAGUUAUCCCACAAAGGUAAUUAUUGCAGUUUAUUAAAAACUACAAUCAUUACCUUUGUAGGGUUAAGGGACCUGGGACAAUUCACCCAGACCACUUAAUUGAGCUGAAGUGGUCUGGGUGCCUAUAGUGGCCUUUUAAUAGUAGACCAGUGGAUACGAUAAAUAUUUAACUUUGCACAUACAGUAGAAAAUGCCAUUCCAAAUUAAUUAUACAGAAAUUGCAGUUCCAUUUCAAUUGAAUAUACGAGGCAGAUAUUUUCAUAGACUUAAAAUGCUGUAACUCUCCAGAACUAUAGAGGUGGAUAUGGCAAUUUCCUUUAAGAAAUGUGGGGUGGAAAUGUUAGCUAAAGAAAGUGCUAUCAGUGGACUGGAGAUUAUAGUUUGUUUACAUAACUGGACCAGGCAUGCUUCUCAAGUAGCCUGGAAGCUGGUAAAAGUAAAGUGUUUGUAAAUAAGGAAGGUGAAGUGUGCAUUUUUCUAUGAGAUCUGACCAGGUCAAUUCGUUAACAAAUCCUAGUUAAGAGUAGUAUAGUUACGUUUCUAUGCAUGCAAAUGAUGAAUUAAUUCAUUAUUAAUAUUGUCUUUGUUACAGUUUUCUUCUGUUGCUUGCACUCUCAGAACCUUAAAAUCUUCUUUGCUUUUUGAAACUGUUCUCUUCUUAGGUAACUGCGUUUAGUAUUGAAAGGAAUAAAAAAGUGGAGCAUUACCCCAAACGCAUUAUUGAUGUAUUUCCGCCAGUUGAUCCCACAGAUCAUCCUAAAGCCUACAUCGAUGCUGUCUAUUUUUCCUACACUCAUAUGUCAACAUACUUUAUUAAAGACAAGUACUUCUGGAAAGUGGUCAGUGAUCAAGAAAGACAGGCCAAUUCAUCGUUGCCUCUCAAUGGACUGUGGCCCAAAAAGAAAAUCAAUUCUAAGUGGUUUGAUAUUUGUGAUGUCCAUCCUUCUGUCCUCUCACUGGGAACAUAAACAAGAACUGUCAUGCUUUGUGUGUACUAGCACUUCAAUGGAAAAAAAUCAACACUUUGUUUAUAGAAAAAAUUCUAUCUUCUCCCAAUGCUGAACUAUUAACAAACAAGCCAGUCCAUCCUGGCAGGGCUAAUGAACUAAUGAAACGGCAAAGUGUGUAAACAUAGUUUGGACCAGUUGUAAAAUACUUGCAAUUGUUUAUCUCUUUUUAACCCCUCUGUGACAACUGGUUUGGCAAAUCACGACAGUUUUAAAAAAUCAUGCAUUACGAAAGUUCAUAGUAGAUCUCUCAUUUUUUUUUCCUCUAAAUAAUAAAAUUAUUCUCGUAAAUCUUUCAAUGUUACAAAGAACAUGGCUCCACCAUUUCCAUAUGUGGCUCUGCUGUUGAUCAAAAAGAAGGUAGCAAAUUACAAAUGUAAUUUAAAAAAAAUUUAAUGCCACAAAAAUUGAAAAAUGACUCCAAACACCGCACAUAUAAAAGCCUCUGAUAUGAAAAUGUGCAUGUGUGCAGUGUUUUUCCAUAUGUGAAUGUUGUGUAUAAUUAGUAUUCUAAAAAAAAUUAUUUCUGUGUGUAGUGUGAGGCUUGUUGUGUAGAUGCACAGCUUGUACCAUACAUGUAUUUACGUGUGUAGAAUAGAUAUAUGUAGUGUGCAGAGGCAUAUAUAUAUAUAUAGCGUGGGGAAUGCAUGUAUAUUGUGAGUAGAUGAAUGUAUGCAGUGAUUACAUAUAUGUAUGUUGCAUGUAGUUAUAUAUGAGGUAUGUGUACAUGAAUGUGUACUUUGUGUAUGAAUGAAUGUAUUUUGGUAUAAAUGCAUAAACAGGUGUACACUAUAAAUACAUUUUUACAAAUAAUUUUUUUCUCAUAUUGCAGAAUUUAGCUAUACAAAUGGGAAAUAGAUGUCCAGCCAAAUAUUAGAAUAUGGGCACAUGAUACAUGCACAUUAAAUUACAAUUUGAAAACUGCAAAAAACAUAUUGCCUUUCCUUUGCAGUCCCAUUUCAAUGAUAUUAGUCUAAUAACCUUCCAUAUUGUAGUGCAUUUCUCAGCAUCCUUGACCAAUAAGGCAAAUCCAUCUUCUCUUCCAGUCCCUGUCUCUUCAUCUCCGAGUCCCGGCCCAGCAGCAAUUUUACUUAGGAUGCUCUGUAUCAUAUGUACAUCGCUCCAAUGUGCCAACACUUUGCAUCAACAUUGCUGAUAGCUGGUUGAGCUGCUGUGUGUAUCGUUUACAGUUACUUUUUCACCCCUAUACUCCGAAAUUAAUUCUCUUUCCUUUUUCCCUUUUUUUUCUCCCCACCAAUCUCCUAUACCCUUUCAUACUCAGUCAGCCACAUCUACUACCUUCUCUUCUAGCCAGCCAUAUCUCCAGUCCUCAUCACCUCUUAGAAUAUAUAUCUCUGUCCUUUAUCUUCUCUGCUUUUCUUCCCCAGCCAGACAAAUCUUCAGACAUCUUACCUCUUCAAUCACCUUAUUUGUAACCCCCCUCGCUCCACUGAAUCCCCAAUCACACAUCACCAGACUAAUUUUCUCUCCCCUCCAAGAUCUAUCCUUGCUUUUCCCAGACCCUCUCCACCGUCCUCCUUGCCCAGUCCCUUUACUGCCACAACGAUUCCCUCCUCUCUCAUUUCAUUCACCUUAUAACCUAUCCCCUCGCUCUUCUCCAACCACAGCCAACUGAUUAUUCAACUCAUUCCCUCCUCUUCAUGCCCAUAGACCUUUUUGCCUACCCCAUUCCCUCCUAUGACUGCUUAUAAUGAAUAAACCUCCUUGUGCUAAGCCUUUCCUCAUCAGUAACAAAAAGAUAGACUUCUCUAAGAGAGUAUCUCUCCUAUAACAAAUCCUACGAUUUCCUCUUCAGCCAGGUCAUCACUUGGAUAUCUUAGACAAUCCUCUGUCUCUCACUGAAGUCAACAAGAGACGUAACGUUAAUAAGCAACGCUAUAGAACUAUAUAAGUUUACAUGUAUCACCUCAAUAAAUUUGGCCCACUUUUUUAAGACAUAAAAGACAGCCAACCUGCUUUUUUCUGGUGUUGGAGAUGUAGGCCAACACUUUUUUUUUACCAAUAAUAUGGUUUUCCUCCAGUACUAUCUCUUUGUACUCACAUAUGUAUCCAAAAGAAAGUCAAUUUUUCUCAUACCGUAAGUUAACCCACUUCAAUUCCUCAGCCAAUCUGUCAUGUAAGCCACAAACCAGAUAAUAACUUAAGGGAGUUUAAUCACUAACCCAGGAAAUGAAUUACAAUCAAAGAGAAUACUAAUUGAGCCAAAAUGACAAAUUGGAGAAAUUCUCUAACAGUUAUAUUUUGAUUUUAAUCCCCUGGUUAUUUGUUCACAAUUCCUGGUUUGGUGAAAAAACUAAUACUAUUUUUCUUCUUAAACUGCAUUUUGUAAUUAUAUUUUUUUGUAAUGAUUUUUCUGACCUAGUAGCUGCUAAAAUGUAACUGGAAUUAAAAAAAGAAACUGAAAAUAAGAAAAUAUAAAUGAAAAAGAAAAAAAACAAUAUUUAUUUAUCCAUUUUGCAAGUAUUUAUGUUUAGGUUUUGUAAGCCUUUAUUUUUAUAUCAGAGAGGAUAGCACAAUUAUGCUUGCCUCCCUUUUUAUCUAGAAUAUGUGUAAUAAUUAAUCACUCGACAAUGAUGCAAAGGGACUUCAUGUUUGAUUAGAAACAGAGGUUUUAUGCCUUGCUUUAAAAGAUUGGUAAGAAUGAGUAUCUGUUGUUUUCUUAUAUUAUGGAAAAUAUACCAUUCUUUAAGCAGGGUACUGGAUAAGAUGUUUAACUUAGAGUACAGAUUAUCCAAGUUAUUAAUACUAUUCACAGCAAUCAUCAAAUGAGUGUCUUCAGCUUUUAUAUGAAAGGGUGAUCUUGAGAGAAUAUAUGUUCCUCAUUAUAUAUUUGAGUAAUUGUACCUAAAAAUAUGGUAUGUUCUGUUUCUUUUUAAAUGAACCAAUACUGAAGUGCAUACACAGUAUACAACAGUACAGUGUUUAGUUUGAACAGUAAGUAUGCUAAUUGCACAUACCAUAACUCUUUUUAAAUGACCCUAAAAGUUUUUGAUGUGACAAUUAAUGUUGAGAACGAAAUCACUGCUUAACUUUCUCCCUGGCAUAGUCCUGAAUUUGCUUUCUUUGGUCGCUUCCUACGUUUGAUUAACUUACUAUUAAUAUGACAAUCACCUGCUCUCAUUUUAAUGAUGAGCCUGGUGUAGAUAACAUAAUCAUAAC
This is a messenger RNA of Pelobates cultripes (western spadefoot toad), 49536 nucleotides long. NCBI's taxonomy places the organism in Eukaryota, Metazoa, Chordata, Amphibia, Anura, Pelobatidae. The record is from the annotation of a GenBank genome assembly.